Molecule: messenger RNA, 46350 nt
Organism: Porites lobata
Lineage: Eukaryota; Metazoa; Cnidaria; Anthozoa; Scleractinia; Poritidae
Source: the annotation of a GenBank genome assembly
AUGGCGGCAAUUGCAAGAUAUUCUAGAAUUUCGCUUUUUGGAGGACGCAGUAUUCUGCGACCGCUUGCUUCUUUGCCUGCGUUUGAACUUCAUAAGCAACCGAAGAAUUGUAAGUAUUAUUUCACGAACUGCGAGUGUGGCAAAAGAGUUUAACUUGAUGUUUUCCAAGCACGUUCCGGUAGAUCGAAGUCUUCUUAGCUAACUCACAAAUAAACAAUUGUUCUAACUGUGCGUCAUUUAAAACUUUCGUUUUAACAGUUUGCCAUCAAGGAUUUGCCACGAAAAUCAAAGUUGAUGGUCCUGUUGUGGAGAUGGACGGCGAUGAAAUGACUCGUGUUAUCUGGAAAAUGAUUAAGGAAAGAGUAAGCUCAAGAUAAUGCAUUCAAUAUCUUAUUCAUGUCUUAAUCUCUUGCGAAUUAUAAGCGUGCAAAAAAGGUUAACAUUAAUUUAAGGCUUCGUUUAUUAGUUCAGCAUCAUGUGCUUCCGUCGUGAAUAUCUUCCGUAAAAUAUUUACUAAGAUAUUUUUACGGUAACCAAGUGAAUUUGUAUCUCGGAAUUGGAAAAAAUACGCGGCUAACUCGUCCUGUCAUAUUUUUAAUGGACUGUAUGCACCGUCGUGGUUUAGCGUAAAUAUUGUUUUAGUUAAUAGCAUUUGACACGCAAUUUUUCCAAGUCGUACAUCUUUUGCUCCUUUCUACAUCAAGCUCCAUCAUCAUGAUCAUUAUUUACACACUUAAUAGUCAAUAAUUUUCGCUUUAAAGUUGAAUAAGAGUAAUUUUAAUUUGCGUUGUCUAUUUUUACUGUUCUUGUAAGCUUAUAUUGAAAACUGCCAUCAUUUAUAUUUAAUGGCUUCAAAUCAAAACUGGCACCAAGCUGCAAACCUAGAUCUCACUCCGGGAUGUAGUAAAUCACUUUACAAAGACAGUUAGUUUGUGGACAGGAUAGAGUUACAUGUACACAUGUUUGUUCUCAGGAUAGAUUCCCCCUCUUUAAAAAUUGUCACUCAAACAAAACAAUAUAUGUAGGAUGGAUUUAUUUGCAGCACAUAUGUACCCUGUUUCCAACAAGCUCCUAAUUACAAGCUGAGCAAUAUGUGGCUAAAAUUCAGAAAUGUUGUCGGUGACUUGUUCGUGCUCGAGCUGUAGUUUGCAUAUUUGUGAUGGCUAAAUGUACAUUGUACAUAAUUGAAGAACACCUUUGUUAUAUUGCAUUUGUUUUAACUGUAAAGAGUGAGUGAUUAAUCAACAGUGUUUCAUUUUACUUGUGGGAUUUCAGUAUGGGGUGUUGCAAGUUAUGAUUAGUGUCCGCCUACAGUAGUCCUGAGAAAUUCCAGAAAAGAGCAGUCCAAUUUGGUUUCCCUGAGGAGGUGACACCUGUUGUACGCUUUCUGGAAGCCUCAGGCAGGAGGUUUUGGAAAGGUUUCACUAGCUCCAACAAAAGCCUAUUGGCAAUUCACUUUUAAUUGUGUCAGUGGUGGGGAAUUCCUUGACCCACAGGAUGCGCACAUGCAUACAAAAAGUCAUAGUUUAUUUAGUGAUACAAGUCAUCUAGUGGCAGUAUAACGCUAAUAUGAACCUUCAAUAAUUCUGACAAAUGAAACUGUCACACCUUUUUUUGAAUACAAAUUUAACAUUAUCUAUUUUCUUGAUAUGAUCCCAAGAAUCUUGGCCAUUCGCAUGCAGCUUCAGUACAACUUGUGUUCACGACAAUCUUCCAAUUUUCAUUUUUAUGAAAUGCAUGUCAAACAUUGACGACCCAAAGAUUUCAUUUGGACAGUGCAUUACUGACAACUUUUACAGUUACAGUGUUAUCAUACUGCCUUGUUGACCCUACCUUGUUUACGUCCUUUAGCGUGGGUGCCUUUGUGCCAGAUUAAAACUUGCUCAUGUGUCCUUUAGAUUUUAAAACUCCAUUGAUUCAUCAUAUAGUGUAUAAUAAUAGGGUGAAAGCAGUGAAGAGAAAUGUUUUCUUGACCUUUUUGAUAUCCAUGUAUGUAGGCUACAAAUACCCAGUAAAUCCACUUGAGUGAAAGGUGCAAGCAUCUCAUAUUGGUGGAGUGAUGAAUAAUUACAUUUACCUUUAAAUAUCAUAAUAUCUACCCAAAUACCUCCAUGUUGAUAGGACAGUACUAGUCUGACCACACAUUUGUCCUUAUUUUUCUCUUUUUUAGCUAAUUACUCCGUACUUGGAUCUUGACAUUAAAUAUUUUGACCUUGGUCUGCCAAACCGAGACAAGACGGAUGACAAAGUGACAGUUGAGGCAGCAGAAGCCAUAAAGCAGUAUAGUGUUGGAAUCAAAUGUGCUACAAUUACCCCAGAUGAGGCAAGAGUUGAAGGUACAUGUAAUAAAAAAAACCUAUGUAGUGUUAAAAUUGCACAUGACCACAACUUUGAGAUUUGUGUUCUUUUCUUGCUGUUAUUAAGGUAAUGAUUUGUAGAGGUGUGUGUGUGAGUGUUCUGCCCACAGGCAGGUCCUUCCUUACAGUUCUCGAUCGCUAUGUAGUUCUUGGACUCUUGACCGCUACAUAAGGGCUGCCAUCCUUCACUCUAUCCUGCUUGAGGUCUUCCAGGUGGCCUUUUUGCCUAUUGUUCUCCCCUCAAUAACUAAUGAGACAAGGUCACCAUAAAGGCUCAAGGCAAAAAAGUUUGCCUUGCCACAUGUUCAGGUCAUAGACAACCAUUUUUUAUAACAUAGCGCACAUGCUUGCCCUAUAUAAGUCCUAUUGAGCCACUAUGAACAAAAUCUAUAUUUACGCCCGCCCAUGUGUAAAUACAGAUUUUUUUCAUGAAUUGAUGUGUCCAGCUGUGUUUUUUGUCUCUUUACCCUACGUACUAAGUACCCAAACAUCAACAGCAAUGAUGCAAAACUUUCUCGCAUUUUGUAAUAAUUAUUAAUAGAGCCUGAAUCGUUGAAAAGUCUGCCGUAAAGACUGACAUUCAGGUGGAAAAAGACCACAAUUUGGUCUUUGUCAGGAAAUAUCCUAAUCCAAUUUGUAUAAAGUGUCCUCUGUUUUUAAGUUUGUUUAUCCUUGACAAAACAGGUUAAUUAUAAAGUAAGCUCAAUAGCGAAAAAAAUUAUACACUUUUGUUUUCGCUGAACAAUCCGACUAAAUCAGGAAUGUUUCUCUUGCAAUAAGAAGACAAAUUACACAAGAGGACAUAAAUUUAUUAGUCACAAAAACAACUGCUGCCAGGUCUUCUCAAAAAGCCAUAAUGACGAGCCAUUGUUCGUAAAUGAAUGUAAAGCACGAUGACAGUCGCCUUCACUAAAAGAACAAGUUUUCUGGAUUUCGCCAAGCAAAACAUAAACAUCUUUUCAGCAAAUCCAAACCAUACUCCAGCCUUCUAACAAACAUGUGAGUAUAUAUUAUUUUAACUUUAGGUGGACUUUAAGACUCUUUUACCUGCGUUUCAUGUUUAGUUUCCAUUGAUCGUCAAUGAAUAAAUAAGCAAAUUUUCUUUCUCAGUUUUACAGAAAGAAUUUUCUUUAAACUGGAUGAUUGUGGCAUAUAUGUAUUUGUAACCAGCCAAUAGAAGCAUUUGUUUUUCUGUGUCACGCGUUAUGAGAAUUUUGCAGUUAAUUGAACAGCGAGCAUUUUUGUCAGCUAUGUUAUAAAAGAAUUGGCUCAUGCUUUUAGCUGUGCUCAUAUCAAGUUAUGAAUGCACUUGGGAAGUUUGGAGAGCACUCAAGAAGCUAGAGUUGCUCAAGGCAACUCUUGCGCAUCUUUCAUACUCUCCAAACUUCCUGCAUGCAUCCAUACAACUGGAUAUAAACACACUAAGCAUGAAGAAAUUCUUAAAUUUAAUACUGAGUUAAAGGUAACAAUAUUGUUGAUUAGCCCUUUUACUUGCAACAUGUGGUGAGAUUUCAUGUCAUUCAUUGCAUCUGGGUGAACAUAUGGGUCAAGUUGUAGAGGUUUAAUCUAAAUUCUCUGCAUAUGAUAGCCAUCCGUUCAGUUGAAAAAUCUGGCAGCUCGCUAUUAACAUGUUAAUGACAUAAAUGUAGGUAGUAGUUAAUUUGGUAUUGUUAGCAUAGCUACUUUUAAAAACUGUACAACUAAGGAUUAAUUUGGAUAGUUUGAUAUAAGACCUUCCUUUACAAAUAAAACAAGAAAAAUAGAGUGGUUGGUCUGAGCCAAUCAAAUGCCGUAAGAUAUAAUGAGCAAUACAAACUAUUAGCUGUGUCUGACAAACAAUGGAUCAAAUUUGUAACAGAAUUCAAGUUGAAGAAGAUGUGGCGUAGUCCUAAUGGCACAAUUCGUAACAUCUUGGGUGGCACAGUGUUCCGUGAGCCAAUCAUUUGCCAGACAGUUCCAAGGCUGGUGCCUGGAUGGGAGGAGGCCAUUGUUAUUGGUAGACAUGCACAUGGUGAUCAAGUAAGAACUACGGAACCACAGGCACCCCAAGCUCAAAGAAGCAGAUACAGCUGUAGUACACAUUUAACAUGGGUCAUGUGAUGUGUUGUCUUAUAAUCUGACAGCUUAAGAACGAAUGUCGCUAAGGAUUAAGAAAAUUGGAAAUGGGCAAACAAAACGUUCCCUCAUACUUUCUGUGUAGUUAGUACUUCAGAUGAGACUACUCACUGUGGCAUUUGUUUGACUUCUAACAAAAACAUGCACUGGGCAUCAGGGGGUAAGUUUGGGCCAAAACUUGCAUUUUUGGGGACAAAUUUCCUCCUAGAAAGUUGGAGUUUUGUUAGGUAAAUAUUUCAGAAAGGAUACUAACAGUUAAAAAACUGUUUACAUGAUAGCAAACUAUCAUCCUUCAUCUCAAUAAAAGUGUUAUCAAUUUCUCUCUAACCCCCCCCCCGACGACCCCUGUUCAUUGUCAUUUACAAGGGGUGAACAUUUUUGUUGACAAUGCUAAAAAAUAUACAUAUUUGAACACAUUUUUUUUCUUACUAGCACUCCGAUUUAGAUCAAAAUCUAAACAGGAUGUAAUAUUUCACUCUUUGUGAAUCAUUUCAUGCUAUUCAUAUAUUUUGCUAUCGUGUUAGCAGAUUUUUAACUAUUAGACUCCUUUCUGAAAUAUUUACCCAACAAAACUCCAACUGUCAAGGAGAAAAUAAUUGUCCCCAAAAAUGCAAUUUGUAACCCAAACUUCCCCCCUGAUGCCCAGUGCACGUGUUUGUUUGAAGUCAAACAUGCCACAGUGAGUAGUUUCAUCUGAAGUACUAACCGCACAAUAAGUAUGAGGGAAGGUUUUGUUUGACCAUUUCCAAUUUUGCUCAAUCCUUAGUGACAUUCAUCCUUAAUAUGAAUUUACAUGUAGAAAGGUUUUAUGUGUUAAUACAUUACCUUUAUUAAGUUAUUCAAUGAUUUCUAACCUGUGCCAUAGGAAAAUCUAGCUUGAAAACACCGUAGUCGUCAACCAUGGCCUAAUCUCCAUGGAAGAUACCAGGUGUCUAUGUGGAGCAGUGUCUUUCUCUUUUUUUCAUAAAGAACAUGUGCUACCUACAAUCGAGGACAAAAGUCCUUGGGACCACAGUAAUGCAAUAUUCAUGUUUUUCUGCAAUUCUGGGUUCCCUUAUGAAACAGUACAUCCUUUUCGAAAUGUUCUUGCAGUUCUUCUUCCCCCCUCCCUAUACAAAGUCAACAGUCUGAAAAAAUUCUGGAUACACGUGCCCAACAUUGUUCUGGGGUGAGAGGAGGGGUUGGGCCUGUGUGAAUUAGAAAACGCCCAGAAAAGCUAGUGUCCCAAGACUGAUGUAACAAACAUUGUUCAUUGGUUUCCUUCUUGUAAUAGUGUCCAAUUAACUUAUUUCAGGUUUUGUCUUUGUUACUUUUUAGUACCGUGCAAGAGAUUUUGUUGUAAAUGGGCCAGGAGUUUUUGAAAUCUCCUUUGCUCCAGCUGAUGGGAGUGGCAAGCUCACCACGGAGGUGUUUGAGUUCACUGGCACUGGUGGUGUUACCAUGGGGAUGUAUAACACUGAUGAGGUAUUUAAAAUAGCACUUCAUUGUGCUGAACUUAAGAAAUAACAAUGGUCAGGUUUAAUUCCUAUCAUUUCUUGGUACACUGUGUAAAUGUCACAGGUCAAAAUUAAAUCCAUGUUAAACAUUCUUAAACCUAUGUUGAUUCUUAGAUUCCUUUGUGCUGAUGAUAUUUGCAUUCCUAGAGGGGGCAUUUCCAAUUUCACGGUCCCCUAAUUGUGAUCUUGUGCAUUUUUGCAAGUUGUGAAAUGAAAAGGACUUGUGUAAGAUGUAUUAGUGUCAAUUUGUUUCCCCAUCAUGCUAAAUUGGUGACUCUGACUUGAUCAUGCCUAACAAAGCUAUCUAACUGACUUCAACCAAUCACGCUGUUAUGCUCAAAUUGCCAUAUUUCUGGCCGUCUGACCCCUAAGCUUAAGCUCGCUCAAGCCAAAGCAUUGUUUACCAAAGCCAACUUCAAUAAACCUCUUAACAUGGGAAUCAUAAUUAUGCCCUUCCUCCAGCAUGUGGGCUUCUCGGCUACACAUGCUUUCCAAAGGAAAUGGCUCCCUGUGGGGAUGACUGUAGGGUGAAUGACAUCCCCAAGCCAGCCGCCUACCCCACUGGCCUGCACAUCAAGGAUUUUGCCUCCAAUUUGGCGCUUAAACCAGCUUUAUCAAGAUCAACUUGGUACAUGCCUGACAGAUCCAUGUUACUGAGGACAACAUCGGCAUCAUGCCUUUUGGUUUGCGAAAUGCCUCUCACACCUUUCAGUGGUUUAUUGAUGAUGUAUGUCCUGAUCCAGACUUGGAUACAUGUACAUCUUAGUUGCUUGCUCCUCCCCAGCCCAAAACCUUCAGCACCUUCAAGCACGGUUUCAAUGCUUAUCUGACCACAGGCUUGUCAUAAACCCUACCAAAUGUGACUUUGGCAAAUCCAAACUGAACUUCUUGAGCUAUACCAUUAACACCAGUGGUAUCAGUCUUACCUUAAGCAUGUUGAGGCAGUUUGCACCUUCCUGACAGUUCCUCAGGACAUGAAGGCAUUGUACCAGUUUGUUGGCCUCAUUACUACACUGUACUACCACUGAUUUACCUUGGUGUGCUGAGGUCCUACAGCCUCUGCAACAGGCCCUGGCAGCUGACAGUUUCACCUCUUGUUAACGAGCUUCUAUCACAGGAUAAGCAUACUUUGUCUGGAGCAAUGAUGUUGUGUACCCUCGCUCCAAAGCACCUACUUGCAUCACCAUGGGGGCAUCCAACCUUGCAGUUGGAGCUGUGCUUGAACAGUUCAUUAAGGGGCAAUGGAAACCUACAUUUCAAAGAAUUUGAGUCCAGUGCAUCUUACAUUGCCUCUGAUUGUGAACUACUGGCUACUUACCUUGCUGUCUAUUAUUUCCUGUACUUCGUUGAGGGCCAAGUCUUCCUGCACGUUUGGCAGGUAGUCACUAGAUAGACUAAUUCCCUAUUCUUCUCCUAUUUAAGUGAGCCUCAAAGAGGGCCUGUCCUGCGCAUCAGUCACGUUGGUCUUCAGAGUAACAUUCUGUCUUCCUGGGGACUUCUUCUCUACCCAUGCCAUCAAGGAUGCUUUCUCAUUAUUUUUGUCUCAAGGCUGCAUUGUUCAAUGCAGCACUAAUACUUCCUUCCAAUAUGUUGGCAUGGCAACCAUGUCUUUUUCAUCCCCCCUGACCUCCAUAUUGUGCUAUUAGUGAAAGAUAAAGGCUGGAUUGGACGUUUCGAUAGUGUUGUGAUAAGUAUCUUUUCGACUAUAAUCAGCAAAAGACAAAACAUAUUAGGCUACUGUUUAAAGACAACGCUGUUAAAAGAAAAGCUUGCCCACGCUACUGGUGUACACGAGCGUAAAACGGUGCCUUCAAAUGUACACACUAUUUCGCAAUUAAGAGAAGGCACAGUUUUUGUGUCAAAGCACAGGAAAAAAACGUGCAUGGGCACAGAUUAGGAACACUGUAAUAACAGUCAAGGCACGUUAUAAAUAUUGCCAAGGCACAUUUCAUGGGCACUGUCUUGAAAAUGUUUGUAACCUGACUUGGGAAAAAGAAGAAAAUUUGGUACGAAUAACAAAAAUUAUUCGGAUAAAACACAAUACAAUACAAUCAGGAGUAUAGGAGGUGUAGGGCUUGAGCCUAGCCGCAGCAAAAGACCGGAAAAUGAAAGUAAACUGGCGCACUUUUUUAGCAACUCGUGUGCAGUUUAGGCACAGAUUAGGCAAAGUUUAAUGAUUUGAUAACCUUUGAGGGUCUUUAUUUCUCUUCUUUCCCUUAUCCCAAAUGCAUUCCUGGCUAAUACACAGUAUGGUCGUUACUGCUCCUUGUUUUUUAACAUGAUCUACAAGUGAGAGUUAAACUCAUCGCUAAUGAUGAGCUUGGGAGCAGGUGCCUUAAAGGUUAGUAGGGGCCAAAUGCAAUAAGCAGAGAGGAGGUAUCCAUGGCAACCCUGGAAGCGGGAAACACCCCAAGAGCAGCCACUAACCGGCACCGUCACACUGAAUAAAUUCAGUGGAGAUACUUACCUGAGAAAAUACUUGCCAAACCACCAGGCAGGGAGGGAGGAGAGGGAGCAAGAAUCCGCCAUGAUUCGCAAGUAGGCAAACAUUGAUCCGCUACGAUCAGCAAGAAUCCGCAAUGAUUCGCAAGAAGGCAAACAUUGAUCCGCUACGAUCAGCAGGCAAAGCUACAAAGCAAAGCAACACUAGCAAAAGGGCACACAAGGAGCCCUGCAAUUCCCCGCGGGCCGCUUCGUAGGUCACAUACUGAAGUGGGAGAAGACCGCUGACCAGCUCGCUCGAGUUUAACUUUGCCUAAAUGAUAUUUAGCCACAUUAAAACUGCCACCACGUGGCUACAGCGACCAAGUUCUGAGGCUUUGCAGGGAUCGCAUGAAGCAUGUAUUACUGCUCCGCUUUUAACUGAUAGAAUCACCAAAACAUAGGAACAUGGGGUUUUCAUACAUGUACAUCAAACGUGUGCUUUGACGUAGUAAUAAUCAUUCGUUUUCGUAUCUCCCAUAUCGUGCACAAAACCCAAGUCCAUGUACUUAUGUCCAUUAGAAAUUGGUUUGUCUGUCAUGUGUCCAAUUCCGCUUGUAAGUUCUCUGUCUUCAUCCUCUUGGUGGUCAUUUUGCUCCCCGGCAAAGAUGGCGAAGAUUCAAGGACAACGAUAAACAUAGCCGUAGUUGAAUAACCUAGGUAAGUCCUGGGAAAGAAAUGUUUUCCAACUAGUCUUCAGAAUAAGUGGAACGUCAGGCAUGGUCUCAGUACUAGUUUCAAGACUUUCAGCUUUCCUGUCUUUCAAAAUUUCCAAUCGUCUAUACUAGGAUUGAGAAUGUAAUGGUUUCCGCUCUUGAGACAGUUGUUCACAUGUGCGAGUAAGUCUUCCCUUUUUCCCGCCUGUUUGAGACCCCUACACUAAGCGGGAGUUUAAGUUGCUCAACGGUAUAGUUUGCAGAUUCGCUCUCAAACUUAGAGCUCAGAACGUCGUCGUUUUCUGUAAGAACUGUGGAUUUAGCACUCGAAGAAACCUUCACAUCUCCUGCAUUUCUCAUAUUCCUCAUACGGAAGAUCUGUUUGUUUGUCUGAGUCUUGCAGGGGGCCUAAAAAUUGACAACGUCGCUAUUUUGCGCUUUUUUCACGCAUUACGACGACUUUUUAUCGGUAUCAUGUUAUGAUAUAGCGACUUAAAGUUUUUAUAACGCUGGGGGAAAAGUUGUGAUUUUAAUACUGAAGGCUUUUCUAAGAAUAUUCAAUUAAUUCGAGGCCAUUUUCAGACGAGAAAAUUCAACUGCACUAUAGCAGAAGUCACAGAAGCGAAUUUCAAGACAAGCAGCUUGUUUGUUUACCUUUCAUCGGAGGAAAUAUUUUUUUUUGUCUACUGCCGACGACCAAACAUUUUACGUUUUCUUUUCAAAAGUACAGGAUGAGCAGGGAAUUCUGUCGUUUUGUUCACCGGAUGUUGGCCUGAGAAUCGUAAGUUUUAGGCGGCCUUUCAGGCUCCUUGUUUGGAAUUUUUGUCACCCAGGGGCAAAUCGUAGGCAGGCGCCCAUUAGGCAGCAGCCUUGGAAGGAGAGAAAUCCAACAAUACUUGAGGUUACACUGUAAAUGUUAUGAGCAUUGUUGAAAAGUGGUCCCAUUUUAAGCCAUAUUUUUUAUAUUUUCAUUACAUUUCAGUGUUAUAGCCAGAACAAAAAUAUUCAUUGGAAAGCUGUUCUUAAACUUCAGUUUCUAACCAAAUAUCAAUGCAAUCCAAGUUUUAAUAAUUUCAUAAUAGCUGUUCUGGGGCUAACUUUUCCACUGAGACUUCUCUGUAAAUCUUCCCCCCUGAAAUGCCUCGAACAAACUCGGGUUCCCUCGUUUAUUGAAAAAUUUGGUCCAACAUCUCUCCUUAUAGCAUGAAUCCAUUGCUUUUUGAUGUUUUCUUCCUCUGGGAAGCGAAAAAAAGAAAUUUUUUCACCCGUCUCCUUGUCCCGCUUGUCCUUCUUCGUACAGAGCGGCACACAGCAAUUUGUCGGCAUCUCUCAGCCUUUCCGCGCUGGAAAUCGUUAGUUAACUCAAGGAUAUCCCGUUUAAUGACUAAGAAAACGAUUUUCUGCGUAUAUCCUCCAAAAAUAUCGACGAUUUCAAGAAUAUUUUAUGAGAAAUUUUAGUCACAAAACCUAAAUAAAAUACAAGUCUGCAUUCUCUGGCAUACCAAGCCUCGCAUUCAUGCAUUCGAAACCAGGCCGUUCCGUGCGGCCUCCAUUUAUGAAUACGGUGUAUUGAUGUGAGAUUUUUAGCUGUUUACACUAGUAGAGUGCGCCAGGCCGAAAAUUGUUGACUUCUAAGGAAAUUUUUACGAUUUUUUUUUGGCUCUUCAUGAACAAAUAAAAGGAAAUAAUUUUGUAAAAGACUCUGCAGUAGCUUACAGUAGUCUUCUUUUUCUCAGUCUAUUAGAGAUUUUGCUCACAGCUGCUUUCAAUAUGCCUUGAACAAGGAGUGGCCUCUGUACAUGAGCACCAAGAACACCAUCCUUAAGAAGUAUGAUGGCCGGUUUAAGGACAUCUUUGAAGAGAUCUAUCAAAGGUACAGCUAGGCUUUUAGAUAAGAUUGUUGUAUCUAGCUCAGUCUCAGUGUAACAACCUGUUAAACUCAUGGUUGACAUAAAACAAAGAAAACAAAAAUAUCAACACAUUAGAACCUAGAAAAAUAAAAGGUGGGAAACAAAGAAAACGUUCACAAUAUUUUAUGCCGAGGUAAACCCAGAAAUCUUGUGCAAAAGUGUAAAAUACAUAUUGGGGAUUUUAUUGCUUUUAGGAGUUAUGAACAGCAGUUUAAAGAUCUUGGAAUUUGGUAUGAGCACCGGCUUAUUGAUGACAUGGUGAGUGAAUUUACUGGGUGAUAGUGAACCUGUAAAUCCUUACGCUCAGGUUGUAUGCACUUGUUGGUUCUGGUUUUCCCUAAACAACGAAAGUUUUCUUUGACUAGUAGAAUGUCAAUUAUUUAUUUCCACAUACAUGUAAUAAGUAAGUUGUUUUUCCCCCAUUCUUUAUUCCUACAGAUCUUUUUAGCUUUUCAGUGUAUUUAGUCAAAUUUGGGUUAUGGUAUGCUUUUGUAGGUGGCAUAUGCCCUGAAGUCACCUGGUGGUUUUGUUUGGGCAGCAAAAAAUUAUGAUGGAGAUGUCCAGUCUGACACUUUAGCCCAAGGUAAUAACUCGAAAAUGUUGUGCUUUUCAUGAAAUAGGUGACACUAGUUACACAACUUAAGCUGACUAGAUAAUAACAAAUAAUUUUUUGAUUAUUCUUCCAUACUGGGAUUCAGUUGCAGUGUGCAUAUGUUACAGAUCAAAUUAUAUUCAGCUUAAAAUUUUUAACCUACACCCUUUAGGUAAAUUCUUGAUAGACGUUUUUACCGAUACGGUGGCCAUAUUGAAUUAAUUCGAUUUAAGGAGUAUGCCCAGAGGGCAUGAGCACAUUUCAUUUGUAUUUUCGAGCGCUUUUCGGGACAUUUUUUCUUAAAGUUUUCUUAGAAUAAGAUUGUAAUGGGAAAAAAGAUCCUUGUGCCGUGUUUGGAUGUAAUAAUGAUCGCCUUUUUCCCGAGAAAUAUACAGUGAAAGACCAUAUUUCUAAUACUAAACUAGAAAAAGGCGAUCAUUAUUACAUCCAAACACGGCACAAGGAUCUUUUUUCCCAUUACAAUCUUAUUCUAAGAAAACUUUAAGAAAAAAUGUCCCGAAAAGCGCUCGAAAAUACGAACUAAAUGUGCUCGUGCCCCCUGGGCCUCCUGUAAUACUCCUUAAAACGAAUUAAUUCAAUAUGGCCGCCGUAUCGGUAAAAAGGUCUAUUUCCUUUGUCUUCAAGCCACAGGUCAUGAAUAAUUAGGGCUAGAAGACAAAGGAAAUAGAGAAUCAACCUACAAUCAUGGACAAACGUCUUGCGACACUUUUGCGUUUCUGGGGCGUUUUCCAAUUCACACAGGUCCAACCCCUCCCCUCACCCCACAAACAAUGUUGGACGCGUGUAUCCAGAAUUUUUUUUUACUCACUUGAUCCAGUAAGGAAAAAUUAUCUUGUUCUUCUUUCUCUCCAUUUCAAAGAGACUACUGUGACUAAAGAGCGAAAAAUUGCGUUUUUGUUGUAAAGGAUGUAUCUACAGAUAAAUUUUCUCUCACCAUCCCUACGAUGUUAAGAUGCUAUAGGAUUGUAGGUUGAAAAAUUUUAACCUGAGUUUAAUUUUGAACUGUGACACAUACAGUUAGAACCCGCGACUAAGAAACUGGUUUUUAAGAACAUGUUAGGCAAAAAUUCGCCCCCCUUUGUACAAAAAACUGCUUAGCCUAAAAUUUGAAACAGGCACUUAUUUUCUAAAAACUCCACCACAAUUCUGUGUCCUUGGGGAAAUAUGUCAACUUUCAGGAUCCUCUUUGGAGACAUAGGUGCCAUAUUACUCCAACCUAAGGAAUGAGCUGAAUACCACUUAAUACUCUGAGCUACAAUGUACUUUUUUCUUCAGAAAAUAUGAUCAUUAUUUCAAGAACCUAAAUAACCUAAAUUUGUGGUAAUUAACAUUUAUGUACUAAGCACUUGUUUCGGCUAACUUGGGAAAACGCAGGUUCUUAGUCGCUAUUGCUCCAGUGAUUAGGUGACGCUAGUUAAUUUACUGAUGUUUAUUUGUCUUAACCUCUUACUUCAAUAAACACCGUGAGAACUAAGAUAAAGGUAAGAGUAAAUUACAUAUACGAUUGUGAAAAUACUGAAAAUACUUACAUUUCAUCCGUUUUAAAAGUAACAACAAAGACAGGUAAAAACCUAAAAUUUACAAAAUAACGGUUAACGAUGUCUUGGGUAAACUUAACUUCGUCUAAAAUCUAACAGCUUGAUUUUACAUUGCAAUCAGCGAUAAAAUCGGUCUUAAAGGAUAAAAUUACAAAGCGCUUACUUAAAUAAGAAAUUUAGCGUAAAUAUUUACCUUGCUGAUGUCUUAGAAAUUGCGUUAGCGCGCGCGUGAAGAAAACAAAACAUCAUAAGAUUUCAGAUAAAAAAGAGAAGUGGGUUAAAGCAAUUAAACGCGCAGCUAAUCGCGGUAGCUACACUCCCACCAAAUUCUUUAUGAUCCUAAAAGUGACGUAAUAGUCAUGAAUAAUUUUACUCUGCGCUUCAAACAUUGCCAUUGGAAUUUGUCUUUGAUCACGCCUUCCAACAGGAGGACUACUUUUUGCACUGGUCUUUCUAUGAUAUGGGGUUUUGUGUCGUUUCCCUACUUCUGAGAAUUUCUGGAUCCAGGCUUUAUCUUCACAGAUCGAACGAGGCCUUGUUGAUCUGUUGAAGUGUCCAUGAUCUUACCAAGGGGCUACUCGUUCGGUGGAACUUCUUCUUAAACGAUUAUGAUGUCACCGAUUCUCAGAUUUCUCUUUGACUGAAACCAUUCUUGUCUUGAAUUCACGUUGAUGAAGCACUCCUUUCGCCAUCUUGUCCAAACUUGUUCUGCCAGAAACUGGACCUUUCACCAUUGUUUCCUUACUCCCCAGUGACUGGAAUAAGGAACAUUCAUAACGAUUUCGCAGCGAUUGGUUGUCAAAUGACUGAAUCUUGUCAUUAUCUAACUCCUUCAUGGCCCUUGAGAGUUCGUUCCUUCGUAAAGAACGCGGGUCCACAGUUGGACCUCAUUUGUUCUUCAGCAUUUCAUCCUCUUGAGGCGUGAUCUGCUGGAUUAUUCUUGGUGUCGAUGUGUUGCCAUUGUUUGGUGUCACUGUUGGAUCUGAUUAUCUGUACUCUGUUGGCGACAAUUCUACGGAAUCUUUUGGCGUCGUUAUUUAUGUAACCAAGUACUACUUUGGAAUCGGUCCAAAAGUAUUGCUUAAGUUUGGCAUAGUUUAAUUCUUCUUGAAGCAUCACGCCAACUUUCGCGGAAACUACUGCAGUGGUGAGCUCCAAUCUUGGUAUAGUAGUAAUCUUCAAUGGAGCGACACGGGACUUUCCCAUCACUAAUGAGACAGUCACGUUUCCGUCUUCAUCCUCCACUGUAAGGUAGGGGCAUUGUCCGUAUCUGAACGUGCUUGCGUCAGCGAAAUUGUGUACCUCGUAGCUCUUCUUUUAGCUCAUCGUCUCCGGCUCGAAGAAUCUUGGAAUUUGUAACUCCUCGAGGCGCAGCAGAUCACGUUUCCACCGCUCCCACCUUGGCCCCAAACAUCUUCAGGCAGAGGCUCAUCCCAGUUACACCUCUCCUACAUAUUUCCUGUAGUAUCUUCUUUGCUCUCAAGACCAAGGGGGCUAGAAAUCCAAGAGGAUCAUAGACAGAGGCAGGUACUCCCCUUCUAGUUAAGGGCUGGUCCUUCAGAACGAUGGAGAAACCGAAGCAGGCUAACCCCACUGACCACUGAAUACCAAGGACUCUUUCUAUAGGAAGUUCUUCUGAUGGCAGAUCCAGGAUGAUGUCUACUGCUCUCUCACUUUCUGGUGCUGAUUCGAGCACUUCACGAUCGUUUGCUAUAAAUUUGUGAAGACAAAGGCUACCUUUCUUGAAAACUUCACGAGCUCCUCCGAUCAGGUCUUUUGCUUGCUUGGCAGAUUCAAUGCUGGCUAGUCCGUCAUCUACAUAGAAUCAUGAGUAAUGAACCUUGCCGCUGAAGGGUACGCUUUUUUCUUCUUUACUAGCCAUGUGUUUGAAGCCGUAGCUGGCACAACCAGGAGAAGAUGUUGUCCCAAACAAAUGCACUUUCAUUCUGUACUCCUUGGGCUCUUGCUUGAUAUCACCGUUAGGCCACCAAAAGGAAUCGCAAAUAGUCAAGGUCAGUUUCACUUACAACAAACUGGUGAAACAUUUUCUCCACAUAGCAAGUAACAGAGCAAGGAUAUCUUCUGAAUCUGCAGAGUGCACCCUUCAAAUUGUUAGUUAGGUCAGAUCUACUGGCAGAUGAUCGUUUAAGGAAGUUCCCUUGAAUCUUACUGAGCAGUCAAAUACUGACUCUUAUCUUGUUUUUCUUUGGGUGAUAGACACCAUGAUGAGGUAUAUUCCACUUCACUCCAUUGUCUUGUAUGAGUGGUGGCGCUUCUUCAGCGUCUCCUCCGCUAAGCACUUCAUCCAUGAAUUUGAUUUAGUCUUCUUUGUACUUAAGAGUCCUUCAGGAAUUUUCGUUUGAGAUGUUCAAGACGAGUCAUCGCUAUUGAGCGAUUGUUAGGCAGUAGAGGCCACUCCUGAAAUGACAGUGGCAUUUCACAGUGUCCGUUUUCGGUCUUUCUGAUUCCCUCUUCCAUAAUCUUAAGAAAUUGCAAGUCUUCUUGAGAAGGCUUCUGAUCAUUUUUACUUUCCUUGAAGUUUGACUCGAGUAUUCGUACUAUGUCAUUCAUUGUUACAGCAGGUAGCCCCCUUACAGCAACCCUUUGGCAAAACGACCUUCCACUCUUGGCUGUUUCACCACCUACUAUGCUCCAUCCGAGAUCUGCCUUGAUAGCAUACGUCUUGUUACUCUCACCAGAAAUAACUUCUCCUGGGUUCAAUGUAUGAGAGCAGUCAUCUAACAAGCAAGCCUAUGUUACAGUCCAAUAGAUCGAGCAUUUUGUCUUCAAUUGGUCGCAGUUGACUCCAACUCUUAGCAGUGGUUGUAGUCGGUAUAUGGUCUUCAUCGGCUGGUAUCGAUGUACUCGUGUAAGCAACAGGUAUUGGAAUCUUGAGCUCAGAAUUGUAUCCUCUUACUUGAAGACCCGAGACUUCCUGGCUGUCGGCGAGUGUCUGUUUAGUAGUGAUAGUGCUCAGUCGAAACUUAGUUGGUUGUUUAUGUACGUAACGUUCAUCGUAGGUUUCUUUCAACGUAAAUGUGGAGUCAUUUUGUGUGUCUAAGAUAGCAUAUAAGAGUACUUCCUCUUCGGGUCUGUUAGAUGACGAUAGCCCGACAGGAACUAUCCUUGAGGUGCCACUUGAGACUUCUUUAGAUGUACAAUUGCAAGAAGUAGAUUUUGGAACGUUUGAUGACUCGCUGUCUACUCUUCUUUCUUCUGUCCUUCUUGUUUCUCUUCUUUCUUGAUGAAGGAAGGUGGGGUGUUUCUUAUUGCAUGUCUAACAAGUCAACUUCUUUUUGGAAUGACUGGUCAUAUGACCUUUACUUAAGCAUCCGACACACAGCUUGUUUUCCUUAACGAAUUGCAAUAUUUUCUCAAGUGUCUCAAUCUUAAACUUAAAGCAUGCAUCCAACUGAUGAUCUGUCUUCCUGCAGAAUUUACACUGCGGCUGUAGUUUCGGAGUUUCCCUUGGCUCUUUAGAAUUCUCUUCUAUCUUCUAGAUAGAAUGAACAAAGUCAUGUUACUGACAACUUUAGGUGUUGGUACUUGAUGCGUAUUGAUUGAUGCAGUUCCUACUUCUUUCGCUGCGUUACUAGCCUGCGUGGCAGGUGUUCGAAAGGGAAGGGGAAGGGAAUUAGGGAGCGAGACCGCGCGCGAGGAAGGAGGGAGGAGGGGAACGCCUGCAAGGAAGCCAUUGUUUUCGCCAUCCCGCCUACUAAUUAAAAAAUAACGCAACUGUGAAUGACUAGCUGUCAAAUAAGUCUGGCCGCGAUGCACGUAUUCUAGUCAUAUUUCUCGCACUGUUUUUCUUUUGUUUUCCUAAAACAAGAUAUCUAAAGUAAAGGUACUAAAAAAAGUUCAAAUGCAGUCGUCCAUCGAAGGAAUCUUCCUUGAAAGUUGCAACGACGCGAGCCGAGUUACAUAAAAUCCAGAAUAAAUCUAUUCAAGUUGUUUUUGAAGGAAUCGGGCUGGAAACCCGGGGCUGGAAAACUAUUUAAUAAGAAAUGUAGCGGCUCUUGGCAACUUUCAAUGCAAUGUUUGACUAAGAAAAAUGAAAACACUUUGCCGUCACGCACUCUCUGAAUUUCUAACAGGACGAAUUGGAUCCAGCGGAGCACACAAAAGAACGCUGGUGGCGGGGAAAGAAGAACUGAACUUCGAAGAUCUACAAGAAGGCAACAAUUUAUUAUUAACGUAAGUUCCUGGCGGUUUUAUAACCGGCAAGAAGAAGUCCUCAACCAAAAAUCACUUAAAGUCAGAUCGCUUCGUCUUCAAUUAUCUUGCCGUUGAUAACGCGGGUCAAACGGGUGAAACAGCAGAUAACAAACACACAGGCAGCAUGAUUUUUCCUUUCUUUCUUCUGGCGAUUAAAACCGACAAGCCGUUGGGAGAUGAUACUUUUCAGAACCAGUCAGUAAAACUCAUCUGCUGACAGGCCUUUUCCUUCAUACGGUUCUUUAACUGCUUUUAAGCUGAAAUUGAUGCCUUCUAACGAUGAAUUCCCGUAGAGAAAUCUCAUCGCGCUUCACUAUUAAACGACAUAUGUUUAGUUACUCAAAUGGCGUGAUGUUGAUUUCAACUAAUCGGAAAAAGGUAUUAAGUCGAAGAUUGACAUUGAAUUAAUUCUGACCAAUCACUAUUUUCACGCUCAAAAUCUGAGCGUGAUAAAUAGAGAAAACAAUGGCGUCCUUGCAGGCGUUCCUUUCCUUUCUCCCUCGCGCGCCCAAAUUCCCCCUUCCCCUUCCGAUGAAUUUUGCAGGAAAAGUCCGCCUAUAGCUUGCUUGGCAGAUCCGCUAACAUAUCGUUUCAAAUAAUACAUCUUGUUGCAUAGAGGUAUGUUUUUUCGGUGUGUGAGAGCACAGAAUGACGACUUCCAAUCCGGAUAAUGGAUGUGUUCACCGCUGAAAUGGUUGUUUCAGGUGCUGGGAGGCGACUUAAACUGAAUGAAUCCGCUGUUGUAAUGACGAUCUCGACGGUUUUAUCAGCACUUGAUGACUCUUGAAGGACAUUAGGAGACUUGUGCACGUCUUGAAGCUUCUGUGUUGGCUGUUUUUCUUUUGAUGCGGUUACGACCGAUCCUUAAUGACUGUUUUCCUGCAGCGGAGAAAGGUAUGCUGGGGGUGUCUGAAGAGAGAUCAUCUUCGACGGGGUCCUGCUCACUUUCGAUAUCUUCGACUACUUGGUAUGCUUUUAACCUCGCCCUUGCCAUAUCCAAUUGUUUCUUCACUUCCAUCUGUUCUAACUCCAGUUUUCCUCGUGCCAGUUCUGAUUCGAUCAUUGUCGUUUCGGCCCUUAGUUGCGCCUCCAUUUUUGCGAUUUCUUCCUUACGUUUUGCUUCUUCUUAGAGGGCGUUAAGUUCGGCUUCCUUUGCGGCUAGCUGUGCAACAGCAUCGGCUUUCCUUAGGUCGAUUAGUGCCGGAAGACACUCUUGAAGACUUACCGACCCUUGAGUGGUCUGAGAUAAUGGAUCUACUUCGGACGGGCCUUCUAUCGUUGCGUGACUACCAUCUUCAGAUUGUUUCAGUUAAUAUUCCAGAGUCUUGGUUAAUGUAUCGCAUGCAUCUCUCUUUUGGCGAAUUUAUUGUUCUGGAGGCCGAACGUUCCGUAACUUCUCUUAUAUCAUCAGAGCCCUGACGCGGAGAUUCUUCAAGCGGAGAAUAUUUUCGUCUUUGUCAGUUUGUGAAAGUGGGAGCUGAUAAGCAAUAAACCGCUCAAUGUCUGAGGCUUGCGCUUUCCAUGCGUCGAAGGCUUCGUAGAAUCUCUUUAUUAGCUGAUCUUCUUUAUCUCGCUCUCUUUGACGAACCUCUUGAUAGGCCUGGCCUCUCUCUAUAAGCGUUUGGACCCUGGGGAUUCGCGUUUGUUGGUCUUCAAGGGUACCCAACGAGAAUAUAGUUCACAACCACUUCAACAUAGCAUUGUUAAGUAUUUUAGUAUUUAAACGGUAGAUAUAGGCAUACUUUUAUCCCCUAAACUUUUUUCACCUGUUCGGAUUUCCUAGCUGAAAGUCUAGUGAUCUGAAAAUUAUAGGGAUCAAAGCUUACCUUUUCGACAAGCCCGAAAAAAGGCUCCCGAAAAUUCUAGGUGACCUUUUUAGGGAAAAAAAUCCGCUAAAAAUUGGCCAUUAUACCAUUUUUUAGAUUUUCGAAAAUCCUAGGGGAGACGGGCAAGCGAGAAAUUUUACGACAAAUGUUCCGAAAAUUCUAGAUAUCAAAUCGUCUUCCGAAUAGAUAUUUUCCGAAAAUUGACGUUGGGUGCCCCUGGCUCUUGGAUGGAAUCUGUGACUAUGCUAUUUGCAUUAUUAUUAUCUACUUCUACUAGAUUACUGUUUACUUAAACUACGCCUACUGCAGGUAACGAUAAGUUGUCUACAGCAUUAAAUUCUGUUACCUCACUUGAGCUAGACAUUUGAUUUAAGCAAAUCUUAAUACGUUAGAGCAAUUCCUUCUAACUGCAAACUCUAAUACUUCAGGCAGCGCCUGUAUACUCUGGGUGCCAGAGACUUGUCUUGCGCGGUUUCCGGUUUCUGUCGAGUCUUUAUAGUGACCCGCGCGAAAAGCCUCUGGAGCGCUAUUGCUUUGAUGGCGCCGAUCCAAUCGUUAGCACGGUUAAAUCAACAGACGCUACAAUUGGCUGAAAAGAAUCGACCAGCACGUAAAAGAAUAUUUCCAACUGUGUUGUUGACAUGACGUAAGUGUACCUGCGAGAAGUGUUGUGAUGGCGGCUUCGGAAAGUUUUGAAAUAGCAUUGAAGGAAAGCAUAAGCGAUGUACGAGAAGGGUUUGACGGUGUAGACAAGUUAAGCUAUGAGCAAACAAGUGGGGUGUUUAAUUUUAUUCAACGCAAUUAAGUUUUUAUCACAUUCAACUUUUGCAACAACAUAAUUUAAGCUUUACUAAUUUCCUAUUUCAAAUGAUUACAAAAUAUUUUUUUAAAUAAUUUGUAUUGAUGGAUUAGGAAUUUUAAAAACAAAACAUUUAUUUUUAGUGUAGACCGGGGGUCUGUAGGCAACACACAAUUUUUACCUUACGCCAAAAUGCUGCUUGUUCCAAUGAAUUUAUUUUUUCUGAUGGGUAGACUAUGUUCUGGAGGAAAACGUUUUGACUAAGCAAAUUUGAUCGCCGCUCGUGGCUUCGGCCUACAGCCGAAGAUGUGUCGGCCUUCGGCCAACACCGAAAAUUCCCGCCGCACGCGACGCCGCACGCGAGAAAAACCUCUGGUACCCAGGGUAGCGCCUGGACUACUUUAAUCUAUUUGUGCAUGACACCCGGGGUGUGACAGUACUUCACCUCGACUUAAAAAUGUAAUCAAUUACUUUAACUUAUUUCUGCAACUACUACGUGCAGAAUCGUCUUACUUAUGUGUGUCCAUGUAAAUUAUAACUUUCUUGCAACAAAGCUUCUUAACUUCUACUAUACUUGGUUUAUGGUUUUGUCGCUGCGCUGAACGUCAGUCCUUGACUUGAGGAUCUAUUUUUAGUCGGACUUUUGACCUUGAUCCUGACUUUACGGAAGCGCAAGGGGGCCAAAUAGUGAUUUCGUUUUUAUUUUUCACUUUUCCAUUUUUGUUUUUCACUUUUUGAUUUUCACCUCGCCAAUUAGCUUUUCGGUAGAGAUUUCGGUUUUUGUUUUUUACUUUUUCGUUUUUAACGUUUUGAUUUUCACUUCGCCAUUUAGCUUUUCGGUUGAGGUUUCGGUUUUUAUGUUUUACUUUUCCGAUUUCGUUUUUAACCUUUUUGAUUUUCACUUCUCCAUUUUGCUUUUCGGUUGAGAUUUCGGUUUUUAUUAUUUUACUUUUCUGUUUCUGUUUCUAACUUUUUUUUUAUUUUGAUCGAUUUAUUUCGUUUUACAUUUCAGUUUUUGUUUUGGCUUUUAAGUUAUGUAAUGAAAACCAAAACCAAAAUUUAAUUAUAAACAUUAAAAAAAACGAAAACCAAAAAACCAAAAACCAAAACCGACAGAGUAGACCAUCAUGCUUUGCUGGACGAUCAAUAUGGCGGAUCAAGGUGUCCAUCUGGCGGAGUGCGGCUUUGUUGACGAUGUUAUCCCAGGUAAAUUUUCUAAUUUUACUUCCAUUGAUCGCUCUAAAUCAUAAACUGUAUUUCUUUUCAACGUACCCUUUAAUUCUUCUAUUUAAGCUAUGCAAAUCGCGUUAAUCGACUAGAUCAUCAGAAGGCUAGGAUUGGAAGUACUAAUGUGCUGUAAGCUACCGCACAUUUGUUAAGCUUUCAUUUACGCUAGAUCGUAAUCGCCUAGACUGUGAAUAUAAGGGGGUAUAUAUUCUUUGAGCAUAAUGGAACGAUCAAAGUAUGGACAGUAUUGGCAGUAAGUUUUUAACACGUGUCGGUUCUCAAAAUCAGAUGGAUUUGGAGUCACGUUUAAAACUGACGGUAAACGUCAGAUUCACCCAACGUCUGUCUUCUAAGAUAUCUGAGUGUUCGAAUAAGCAAAAAUGGAAUAGGAAAUGAGCCGAUAACAACCACUCAAAACAAUUCUUAUUUAUAAAACCUGCGUGAAUGUGCUAAGUUUUAUGUAGAAGUAAUGAACGGUAAGCGACAAAAAGAGGGGAAAUUUGGUUACGCGGUAUACAAAUUUACGUUCACCGUUUGUCGUAGAGGUGACUCUACAUGUGUUAUUGUUGUUCUUGUUACUCGUGUUUCAUCGGUACAUGUGCGAUGCUGUGCGUCGGGAUUUUGCAUUAUCGGCAAGUUUUGUGUUAGAGUGUUUAGAUGGUAGCGAGGUGACGACAAGAGAAGGUAAUGAGCUAGUUGUACAGAAGGAAAAUUGUGUUGUGGAGGAAAUAAAAGAAGUUGAAUUGAGAUCUCGUCGUGGGAAAUUUAUUUAUAAGGGAACUUACAAUUCCGUUGGUUUAAAUAAGGUUAGUCAUUUUUCUCGACGCCAUCGUGCACCUAGCAGACCACCGAUAAAGAAAUUAGAAUCUUUGUUACAGAAAACACGGAAGGUGAGGCUUUUUUUGUAUGGAAGGGCAUUCGGAAAAAUACACUAUUGUCGUCUGAAAUUCAUUGUUACGUUAAAAAUAGAAAAAGGUUUACACUUAAACAGGUACAGAAGUAACUGUAACAGUGUGAGGUUUUUACGUAAAGGGCAACUCCAAAACUAGUUCGUAAACGUGGGAAAAAACUUAAAAAUAUUAAGUUACCAGUAACGGUAAAGGAUGUCGUGUGUAAAAUCUAAAAUCUUGAUCUUACAAUGCAAUCAGCAAAAAAUCGGUCUUAAAGGGUAAAAUUACAAAGCGCUUACUUAAAUAAAGAAAUGUAGCGUAAAUAUUUACCUUGGUGAUGUCCUUAAAAAUCACUUGAACAAGGAAAACUUGCUUCUUGGCUUGUUGAAAUCGGAAUUGACAGAAACUUGCGUCAACUAACUGCAAACACAAAAAACUUAACCUUUUAACUCCAAAAUUGCGUAGUGCUUUUGCGUGUGCCCUAGCUUGCGUUAGAAAGAACUUUCUAGUCAAAUUUAGAAAUUGCGUUAGCGCGCCUGUGAAGAAAACAAAACAUCAUGAGAUUUCGGUGAAAAAAUAAGUGGAUUAAAGUUAUUAAACGCGCGGCUAAUCGUGGUGGCCACAGUCGUGGGUUUUUAUUGUACACUGCACAAGGAACAGGUUUGCAUGAGAUGUUUAUGGUAUUGCUAUUAAUAUUUAGAAAUUAUUGAAUGAGGCUGAGUAGGAUAUGAAGAAUUCUGCAGAUCGAGGAGGGUGUUAUCCACCGAAGACGGAGGUGGAUAACACCCUCCGAGAUCUGCAGAAUUCUUCAUAUCCUGCGAUAGCCGAAUUCAAUAAUUGCUUUACAUGCACAACUCUUGGUAUCCUCUUGACUCUUCUUACAGCCUUGCCUAGUAUCUACUAAUAUUGGUCUCUUAAAAAACAUAAUAUUGAUCAAUCAAUUAACUCAGUGAACCAUCCUAGACUUCCACAAAAAAAAAAUUCUUUCUUAACUUUCUUUCUUACUUCUGUUCUUGACAAGGGCAUCGUGAUCAACCUGAAAUGUUAAUUUUCAGUAGUUUUAACUUGUGCAUUAUUAUAACAAAACCGUAACUGAUAAGAAUUAUUAUUAAAAAGUGAAUCAUUGGAUAAUGCAAUUCUAGAGCUCUGAUUGGCGUACCCAUCAUGGUAUAUUUCUUAAAUUUAUCAAUGAUUUCUUGCAAUGCUUUCUAUGGGUAGAGACCAGACGACGAUCGAAUAGUAUCCCAUGAUGCACCUCGUUUCAUGUUAUAUUAUCACUGCGUACGUGACAUAUCAUGAUCAGUAAUCUUCCGCACGCGCGAAAUGAACAUCUCAGUGCUCGGUGUGGAUGGUUUCCAAACAUGUUUCGGUUCAGCAGCUUCUGCUUUUGAAAUUAUCGAGUUGGCUUAUAUUCAUUGUGCUUUAAAGGAGAAUUUCAGCGUUACUUUGACUAAGAAAGGUUUUACACGUGUUUCACUGAUCUGUCGAGAACUACUUGUGCGCUUGGUCGCACUGUAAACACAAAGUAUAAGACUCGCAACUAAUAAGCUUCGCUAGGAGAACCCUAGUCUGCUACACAGCCGUUUUUAGGGUCGAGCAUUGCGUGACGACCCUAAAAACGGCUGUGUAGCAGACUAGGAGAACGCAGGCCUGAGGAGAACCAGUUUACGGCAGUUACAAAUAAAAUUUAACCUGUCGAUGCGACAAACAAUCCUCUGAAGCACAAUCUACCCGGUACUGACCCAAGCAAUCUUCAAGGAAAUUUCCUGGCCAGAAUACUGAUCUGUUCUUGUGAAUAAAUAAAGUUUCUGAUGUUUCUUUUUCAAAUUCUGAGCAGGCUGUGCAUGCUUGCAUGCUGCGUGGCACCUUUCUUUUGGUUCCUGUCACACUGAAACGCGCCAUUUAUAGUCACCGCUCCUUCUUCGAAUUAAAAUAAUUAUAGUCACUUUCCUUUUAAAAAUAUCCACUUUGAAAAUACUAAAGUGAUUGCUUCUGCAUAAAGCGCUCUCGAAAGCGCCCAACAGAUUGUAGCCUUCAGCUGACUUUACCCAUAUAUUAUCACACAUGACGUUGAAAUGUGAUAAAAGAUUCGAAAUUUCAGCCAUCUUUGGUCGAUAAAAAAGUCUUCAAAAUGUGGGUACUUCUGGGUACUUCUUAGCCUGUACAAUAUUCAGGACUUCAUUUUGCUGGCGUGAGGUCCACAUUUGGAAGAUUUCAACAUAUAUUCCGAAAAAUCUUGAAUAUUCAUGACCUUGUUGUGGGUCACUGAACACUCUGUGAUGGGAAGACUAAUUCAAACCAUGAAAAUAAAUGUUUCUAUGUGGAAACUUCGCUCUUACCACCGUUUUCGUUGAUACGCGACUUUCGAAAACAAAACACCGGCGGAAACGUUUCCAAAAUUUCCGUCAAUCAUGCGUGUUAUCGAGGUCAGAAGGUCACACUAGUGGCUGUGAUUGGUGGAUUUCGAUCCGAUCUGUCGAUAACAUGCAUGAUUGACGUUUCCGCGGGUGUUUUGUUUUCGAAAGUCGCGUAUCAACGAAAACGGUGGUAAGCCAUUACAAAUCGGAGAAAUCAUGUCAAAUAACGAAAUAAUGCAAUUUUCGUACGUUUACUGGAAAUCGAAAGAGAAAAAAGCCGACGAGAAAAAGACCUUAUUUCACGAUGGAAUCUGCAAUGACUACGAUAUUGCUUGAUGCUUCUGGCAAAAUGCAUCGUCGGAUACUAUUCGAUCGUCGUCUGGGUAGAGACCACAGUAAUGUACUUGCCCCUAAUGAUGCUCUGUUACUGAAAUUUGAAAAGAGGUAAUUAUAUAUGGUAGCAUUUGUUGUUAUAUCAACUGUAGGAUUUGGUUCACUCGGUCUUAUGACAAGUGUACUUGUAUGUGGAGAUGGGAAGACAAUUGAGGCUGAGGCUGCUCAUGGCACUGUCACCAGACACUACAGAGAACAUCAAAAGGUCAGUCAGUGACGAGAUAGGUUUGUGUUACCAUAAUAAUAAUAAUAAUAAUAAUAAUUUUUUGUAAUUGUUAAUUCUAAUUUAAUUUUGAUUUUAAUUUACUCCAUUUUCACUGCGAACAAGUAACAGAUAGCAGUGGGAAGGACUAGUUGGGAACAGAAGAACUAUACGAAGCAGUUCACCCAAUAGACCCUUUGCACGAUGGCAUCAUUAAUUUUUGCUAUUAUGACCAGAAUCCCUUUCAUUUUUCCCGUUAUAUUUAAAUUUGAUAAUCCCAGCGAGGUUUAAAACAACAAAAGCCCUAAUCUUCAAAAAGAGCGAAACCCUGAAGGAUUCUGGUCGUAGUAGUAAAAUGAUGUCAUCAUGCAAAUGGCCCAUUAGAUGGUACUAUUUAUUGUGACAAAAGACUACACAAUGAUUCUAUGCCUAGUAAGUAAGAAGUUGGUGAUCAGGAUCGAAUCCCCUUACCUUAUUUUUGUUAAAAUCUUUGCAACGUUUUAUGAAGCAACGCAGGCUUAGGUCUUCAAUUCUUAGGUAAUAAUGAUAAUAAUAAAGAUAAUAAUAUUAGCAAUGGUAAUAAAAAUAACAAUGGUAAAAAUUUUUUUCUAGUAAAAAUAUACUUUAUUAAAAUCUUAUGAAACUUCAGUAAAAUAUUCAUAAGAAGAAAACGUCAAUGUCAGUAAUAAUAAUAAUAAUAUUAAUACACCUACCCACACCAUUGCUGGUGUAAUGGAACUCUACAAGCAGCCAACACCAGCUGGAGUGUAUACUUCAUAUAAGACAGGAACCAGCCAGGGGGAUGUAACUUGUAGGAUGUGCGGUAGAGCUGCAGAGACCCUCCCACAUAUUUUCUUGGGGUGUUCCGCCCUAGCUCAUUCAAAACACUUGAACUGACACAACGAAAUGUGCAGAAACCUUAAAUCGGUGGACUCCGUUCCCCCAUGGUACUCGCCAGUAACACCUAAACCAAUGUAAAUGUACGAGAAACCUGAUGUGCAAGCCUAUUGGGAUGUACCGGUUUACGCUGACAAUACGUGUGUUAAGGCUAACAGAGUGAAUCCACAGUUCGUGGAUCAUAAGGGAAAGAAAGUCAGGGCAGUGAAAAUGAGUUGUCCGUGGGUGGAGAAUCGUGGAAAGAAGGAUGAGGAGAAGACAGUCAAGUACAGUCCUCUGCGAUGGGAGUUGAGGAAACGGUACCUAAGGUACAACAUCAACCAGUGUAAUAUUUUCAUUGAUUUGCUAGGAGGGUGGUCAAAGGAACUUGAAAUGACUGUGAAAAAGCUCGUUGGAUGUGUUGCAAAGAAUGCAGAAAGCCUUAAUCUCGUGCUCGCUCAACUUUCAAGGGAACUGUUGUUUAAAUGUUUAACUGAACUUACAAACGUAUUAGGACCAAAUAAAAAUAAAUAUGCCGGAAACGCCAGAUACAGAACAGACCUGAAGUUGGCUUAAAACGUCUGAUUUAAAGGUUCAAACGAAAUGUCCUUAUCUUUGCCGCCCAGGAACAGACUCUUAGGACUAUGUAAUUAUGUAAAACAUCACAUUGACUGCAGAGUCACCGUUGUUUAAAGAGAGAGAGUGUGUGUCAGCUUGUAAGUAAGUGUAAAAAGUUGGCCCAGAAGGAAUAUAAAUUAACGGCGUGAUAAUGUGGCAAAUAUUAUGCAGUCUACAUUGGAAUAUAUCUGCGUUAUACCAGCUGGAACGGAAGGAAAAAUGGUAUGAACAUGUGCCGUGGUGCCAUAAGGGGUUGUGAGGAAUUACGAAAUGAAGCUGCUUUGGGAUAUGAACAUCCAGUGUGAUAACGAUAUUGAGGCAAGAAGGCCUGACACUACGAUAGUGAGCAAGAGGGAGAACAAGUGGAUAUUGUUUUACCGAGAAGCCGUAGAAUACACGACAAGGAGUUUGAAAAAGUUGAAUAAUAUCAGGAUUUAACGAGAGAAAGAAUGUGGGGUGUAAAAAACGUGGACCUGGUACCUGUUGUUGUAGGGGCCCUUGAAAUUGUUACUAAGAAACAUGAAAAAAUGGAUCGAAAAAUUGAGGGUUAGGGUUAAGAUUGGACUGCUACAGAAAACUACGCUACUAGGAAAAGCCAGGAUUCUAAGCAGGGUGCUAAGAUUGUAAGUACCAGGAGAGUGUCCCAAUGGACCCCUGGUCAUUUUUUCCAGAAUUAUGCCUGUUUUUAAAUCCGAUGAUGAGACGGACCCAAAUAAUUAUAAACCUAUAUCUUUAUUGUCAAACUUCAACAUUCUUACUCAUUAGUUUCUACUUUGACAUUAUUUAUUACUUUGUUUAAUUUUUUCGUCUAUAUCGUGUUAUCUGGUCCUCAUCCAUAUUACAAUUUUUAUUUCAUUUAUUCGUAAACUGUAAACUUUUCUUAGCUAGCCUUAGUCUUAAUUUCAUAAUUCGCUCGCAUUGUCCCGCCUGAAAUAGCCUUAAUAGCAGUGGGCAAUGCUUCUGUAAUGUUAUCUGUUUAUUAAUAAAGUUUGUUGACUAGCUCCCUUGGGAUGUGUAUCGGCAUGACAACAGGCAGAGCUCAGAGCCGAAUAGACAGUAAUAAUAAUAAAAACAAGACAAGAAAAAAUCGAAAACAAGAAACUGGAAAAACCAUAUCAAGAUUUGAAAAGAGAGGUGAAUAGUGUAUGGAACUGUAAAUCAGUUGUGCUCGUACGAAUCGUCAUUGGUGCCCUCGGAACAGCCAGCAAACGAUUCAAUCUGUAUCCAAAGAAAAAAGGAUUUGACGGAAGUAUGCAGUCGGUACAUAAAGCUUGUUUUCUCCGUUUUUCGCGCGCAAGAGCUCCGCUACUAGUGGUAACAUGUCCAGUCUAAUAAAUCUUUCCUUUUUUAAAUGAAGAUUUGAUUGUGGCAGUUGUAAUUGCAAUUACUGAAAUGAAGCAAUGAAGAUGAUGUGAACUGCGGCCUCUGCUUUAGCGCAGAGGCCAUGGGUUCGAAUCCCUUUGAAGUCUCGAAAUAUUUUUCGAGUUAAUUUGCAAUUUCUUAAAUUGCAGUUACCACUGCGACGAUCGUGUAUCUUCAUUAAAUUUGUAUUUCCGCAGUUUACAUCUUACAGGACUUGUAGACUCAGGGAGUAUAUCCUCAUUUGACACAGUACGAGGCUGCUUAGGAACUGCAGCUAAGGGGGGAGCAGGGGCAGUAGCAGGCGACCGAGUUGGAACAGGUUCCGGAACAGCUAAAAGAUGUCUCCAGUUUCUGCGGUACUCCUUUCCCUCAGUCUGCACGAUGUAGGAUCUUGGCUGGACAUGAGUUGCUGGGCAAGAGAACCUAGUGUUUGAUCUGUAGGAACAUUGCGGAGAUUAAGGAGGCCAAGUAAGGGAUCAGAACUGUCCUUACAUUUGCAAAGCAGGUUCGUGGCUUGCUUGACAGCAUUCUCGGCCAGGCCAUUGGACUGGGGAUAAUGCGGACUGCUAGUGACAUGCUGAACGCUCCAUUCAUUGUCAUUGAAAUUCUCUGCUUGCGAAUUGUGGACCAUUGUCAGUUAGCGCUUUACAAGGAAUACUAUGGACAGCAAAGUGAUGCUUCAUCUUCUCAAUCAAAGUCAGUCAGUCAGUCAGUCACGAAAAGUAUUUAUCUCGAACCAACCAGAGUAAGAGUCAGCAAGUACAGGUAUUGCAGUCCAUUCCAAUCAAAUAUGUCUGCAGUCAUAAAUGGCCACGGGAGAUCUGGGACCAGGUGAAUAACAAAUGGUUCCCUCUGCUGGUGCGGUUUGGUACUGUUGCAUGGCUGACAGAGGUCUAUCGCAGAGUCAAUGUCAGACGCCAUGGAGGGCCAAUACAUAAUUUCCCGCGCUCUUUUCUUUGUAGUGUCAGCUCCAGGGUGUCCCUUGUGCAGUUGCUGGACAUACUCUUUGCGUAGGGACAUGUGGAACCAAGACCCUCAAGCCUUUUAGACUUACUUCUGGGGGUACACUCUUGGGCUUUCUAGCCACCCAUGAGUAAUGAAAUGUGCCACUUUUUGCAUAAAAGGAUCAGUGACAGUGUGCCUUUGGAGUUCAGCCAUACGUGCUGCUGAGAUUGCGGUGAACGGCAAUAUGUCAAACUGCUAAUCACUCUCUGUGCCAGGCUUCUCAUUUGUGUAGGCAUGUGACAAUGUGUCUGCCACAUGCAGUUCAGUCCCUUUCUUGUAAAUGAACUUCAAAUUGUACCUCAUGAUAAAGGAAACAUUAAUUUAAAAUAAUCUAGAAAUACUAAACCUAUCUGAAAACUAUUUUAAAAAUAAAACAUUAAAACUAUCUAAAAUUCAUAGGCUAAUUUAAACAAAAAGUCUUUACUAAGGAUUUAAAAUUGGGAAAAUUCUUUUCAUGUCUUAUGUGACGAGGAAGGGCUUUGAAGAUAGAUGGUGUCAUCAAUGCAAACGACCUGUCACACCAUUGUUUUCGAUGUUUUAGCAUUGAAUGGCGAAAGAUACAGAUCGUCAUUUCGUCUAAGAGAAUAUAUACUGGGACGUUGAAUGCUUACAAGACUACAAAGAUAAGUAGGCGUUAGGCCAUAAAUAGCUUUAAAUGUAAGUAUAAUUAUUUUAUAGCGAAUUCGCUCCUUCACCGGCAGCCAGUGCAAUGAGAACAAAACUGGAGUGAUGUGGCAAAAACGAUGUGUUUCGAAACUGAGGUUCUAAUCAAACAAAGUUUCCAAAUUUCUAGCCGCUGAAACUGGUGUAAUAGAAGAAUCUCCUACAGAUAACUUUUCAAUGCAAACUUUGUUCAGCUGUUACCUCGUGCCUAUGAUCAGGAACACUGUUUUGCUAUCGUUUAGUUUCAACUUAUCCUAGCCCGUACAGCCUUUAUGCAUGACUCCAUAGCACCUAAAUACUCCUGAUUGGCAUUACCCUCAGGCUUGAAAGAUAAAUAAAGCUGUGUAUCAUCAGUAUACGCAUGCGCAGUAGGUAAAAGCUCCUUGAUGACCUGGAACAACUUGUUAGCCUGGAGGGUGAAGAGGAGAGGUCCUAGGCGUGAACCCUGUGGUACCCCACAUGUUGGAUGAAAGGUAUCAGAGAUCCCAUCACCGAAUGCAACACGCUGUGACCUGUUUGACAGGUAAGAGUGGAACCAAGCCAGUGCCCUCCCUUUGAUGCCAGAUGAUGUUUCAAGACGAUUGACAAGAACGUGAUGAUCUACUGUGUCGAACGCGGCCCUCAAGUCGAAAAAAAUAAGAAGAGUCACCUGCUGACGACCCAUUCUCAGAAGAAUAUCAUUUUGCACUUUUGAAAGUGUCGUUUCUGUGCCAUGACGCUUCCUGUAGGCAGAUUGUAACUCACGGAGCAGUUCGUGGGUAGUCAAAUAAUCAAAGGUUUGACCAUAAACAGCACGUUCAGUCAACUUAGAAACGAAGUGAAGGUUGCUAACCGGGCGCAUGUCGCUGAACAAAGGCUCAAGCCCCGCUUUUCUGUAAGAGCGGCGUGAUCUGUGCUUUCUUCCAGACACUGGGGAAGUAGCCUGUAGUCAGGGAGGAAUUUAUGAGAUGGGUAAUCGUUGGUAGCAAUACCUCUAACAAUCAACAACCAAAGGCGUAAGCAUGGGAUCCAGGGCACAGUACGUUUUAGCCACACCACCGUCUGCCAGUAGUCGUUGAUCCUCAGGUACCAUUUCACGUUUUUCAAAAUCAAGGCCAGUAGCAUCCCAAGCCACUGCAUCACGAAUUUUAGAGAUCUUCGGCACGAAAAUGCACCGAUGUCAUUAGAAAGAACGGUAUUGUCAGAGCAAUUUGGGAAGCAAAGUUCAUUUUUUGGACUCGGUAACUUAUUCCCGGCACGGAAGAGUUUUUCUUGAUUGUCACAAUGGUCGGAGAUAAGUCGGUGGGUGCGCUUCCUUGCAACAUUCAUUAGGUAUGUCACUCGAUUUCUAUGUUCUUGAAUCAAUUUGAAGUCAGACACCAAUUUGCCUUUCAGCCUUUCUGCGAAAUCUUUUGGCAGCGUCAAUUUCAGCAUUGUACCAAGGAGCGCAAGGUUUAGCCCUAAGUAUUUUAAUCUUUAAAGGAGCAUGACAAUCCGUCAGAUCCUUAAGAGUUAAGUUGUAGCUCUGAACAAGCUCAUCAAUGUCCUCAGCCGACUGACUAUUUGGCGGGUUUCGAUGUCUGGCAGUCGCACACAGUCAAAAGCGGCCAAGUCCUGUUUGAGAGCAUAAGUGUCCAAAGAUUUCAACUUUCUGUUAGCAAAUUUCCGACAUCGUACAGGCGGUCUGGAAGCAGAAAUGUUACAAAUAAUGGAGGCAUGAUCUGAUAUAAAACGGCCAACACGAGAUUGACCAUUGAUGAUAUAAUCAGAGAACCGUGUGAUUGUGACGUGCGUUGCAUAAAACACGGCCAAGACCGACAGACUCAAGAAGAUCACGAAACCUAACUGAAUUAGCAUAAUAUAGUUAUUAACGAUUAUUCCGCGCUUUGGAUACGAGAUGGUAGGCAGCCAACGAAGCGCGUAGCGCUGAGUUGGCUAUAAUCAUCUCAUAUCCAACAAGCGAGAGCGGAAUAAUUAUUUUAUUAAAUACGCCCACAAAAUAUCGAGAAUUCGUCACGACUUUAUUUGGAGAAACAACCGAUUUUCAGCUUUUUUUUAAAUUUUGAGCAGACGCGUACAGUUACCAUAUUUGGAGAGCACGGUACAAUGGCUCAUAUACCAUGAUGGCUAAGCCAAUGAGAGCUCUAGAAUUGCGUUAUUCAAUGAUUCAGUUUUUAAUAAUAAUAAUAACAGUAAUAAUAACUACAGUGGAACCUACCGUAAUCGAUCACCCGAAAUGCGACGAUUUAGUGGUCGCUUACGAGAAUCAAACCACAGUGGUCUCUUACGAGAAAAGUUCCUGACACAUCUACUUGGUGGAAAAAAACUUACGGUAUGUGUGGUUCCAUGUUGUCACUGAAAGUUCUUCGCAUACUCUAAGUGGCGCAGUACAUACAACGAGCAAAGAGAUCACACCAUGCGUCAAGUUGUCGCCUACAAGAAGUUGAAAACAAUGGAAAAUUAUAAAACCGCCUGCUCAAAAGUGGUCGCAGUCGCUGGCGGUAGGUGGUCCUUUACGAGAGGUUCCAACUCAGGCUGUAAGGCUUUGAAUGGAACGUUUUGGCGUUUUAUUCCCUUACUGGAAUGCACACAUUACUAGAAUCUCUAAAAAAGUAGCUUCGGGUAAAGAGCUGUCGUCCUUUCGUUUCUCUGGAAACCUUUAUUUGCGCUUACAAUUCGAUAAUCCAGCCACGCUUUGAUUAUUGUGACAUAGAGUGAUUGCAGGGCAACUAAUGCCACCAAGCUUCAGAAGCUCCAAAAUCGCGCUGCCAGGAUUCUGACUUAUUCUGACUACAACGCUGAAGUCCAGCCGCUUUUUCAGUAGUUAAAUUGGACUCAACUUGCUUGUCGUCGUGAAGUCCACACAGUAAACAUGGUUUACAAAUUUACUCACGGUUUAGCGCCUGAAUAUUUACAGGAUAGAUUUGUAAACAGUGUUUCGAAUUAUUUCUCAAGAGAUUCCUGUAAUUAAUUUGAUGUCCCUCUCCCCGCACCAAUUAUCUUAAGAAUAGUUUUCGUUAUAGCGGGGUGGUCUUAUGGAACGGUUUGCCUUCGACUCCUCGGUAAGCAGGAUCCAUACACAGUUUUAAAUUUGGCUGCAAGGAAUUUUUCAAAUAAUAUAUACUCGGCAUCCAUGGGAAGCAGGCUAACUUAAUUUAUAUACUAUUUAUUAUUUAUUCAUUAUUUAAUAUUAUAUGUACAUCUGUUUUAUAUCGUAUUUACUAUCAUAUUAUUAUGUAGGUUAGAUCAUAGGUUAUAUAUAUUUUUAUAUAUGUAUAUAUAUAUAUAUAUAUAUAUAUAUAUAUAUAUAUAUAUAUAUAUAUAUAUAUAUAAGAGGUUUGAACUUGAAAUCCGUAAAACAGUGCUCAAUACAUAAAGUAGAGCGAGUAUACGUAUGGUUGACGGAAGAAAACAAGUAACUACAUAAGUAUCCCUACAAGCCUGGUUCGUGGUUGCCCACUCAUCAGGGGAUUUUAAUGAGAAUAACUUUACCAUUACUUAUAUACUAACCUCGCACUGAAUAAAUUAUGUAAAUCAGUCUAGUAUAUAAGUAAUGGUAAAGUUAUUCUCAUUAAAAUCCCCUGAUGAGUGGGCAACCACGAAACAGGCUUGUAGGGAUACUUAUGUAGUUACUUGUUUUCUUCCGUCAACCAUACGUAUAUAUAUAUAUAUAUAUAUAUAUAUAUAUAUAUAUAUAUAUAUAUAUAUAUAUAUAUAUAUAUAUAUAUAUAUAUAUUGUAAGAUUAGCCGAGAAUUUUAUAUUAGUUAUAUGCCUGGUGUUUUUACCGAGUUUAAAUAAGACUCAAAUAAAGUUACUUGACUUGACUUUUUGAAGAAGUGGCUGCUUAUGGACGGUGGUCGGUUACAAGGGGUUCGACUGUAAUGGUGUUUUAUUCAAAAUGAUUAAGAAAAGAAAGUUAUGAAAGCAUCUUGAAAUUGAAACUGAGGGUUAGUCUCAUUAUGUUCAUUAAAUAAAAAGAUAUAACAGAUAUGAGCCAUGCGAAAUAUAUAGAAAUGGAACGUUUCAAAUACGUUGCCAGAUUAUUUCAAAUACGAUUUAGAUAAAACAAGAAUCGCCGAAAGGCGAUUUUUAACUGGGCUGCAAAUGGGCUUUUUUUUCUGAGGGGAGGGGGCGGCUAUACACACUCAGGCUACCAUAAAACCUUGUCGGCAACCAUUGCAUGCAACAGAAUCUCAUGUGAGACUGAAACAUAAACUCAUUCAGAACAUUGUACCCUUUUGAAAGACUUUCGUAACCAAAAAAAAAGAGUACCAUUUUUAAGUGGGGGCUGUAUAAUAACUUUUAAAUUCCACCAUUAUGAAUAAAAAUAAACAAGUUAGCCAUUAAUUCUAAACAGGAAACAAUUUGCAUUAUUUCCACGCACCCCUCCCCCAAUCUCUCUGUGCCCCAAAAUAUAGCGUGACAGUAUAACGUGACUAAUUUGACGUAACCGGAAAUUCCAAAAAUUGUUGUCCUUCUACGAGCAUAAAAUGCGACAGACUGAGCUGAUUUACACUAGACAGAAAUAUUGUAUUGUAUGAAAACCAGACGUAUGCUAAAACAGACAGUUAACUGCCCAUUGAUCCCGCCUGAUCCAGGGGUCUCACUGACUGCACGGAGACUUUACUGCGCUUUUCACAAACAGGCGAACUCUAAAGUUCAAAAGCCACCUUCACAAUUGUGUUUAUCGCUGCCGUCAAUCAUAAUUACGAUCACAAGCAACGAACCUUGAAACAGAGAAACACACAAAACGGAUCGAAAUCCACAAAUCACGACCAUGACCUUUUGAACCCGUGAAGUAAAGUUUUGUUUCCUAAGAGGUCCGUUAAGAUGAUUGACAGCAGCGAAAAACGCAAUCGUCGGUUGGGUUCUGAACUCCAGAAUUCGAAUGUUUGUGAAAAGUGCGAUCCUAAUUUGCGGUCCACAGUCUACAUGAAAACGCACUAUUUUUUCCACAAGAUGAAAAGUAUUCAGUUUUAAGAUUUUCCUCACGGUAUUUUUCUCUAACUUAAAGGAAUAAAAUCCUUUGCAUUUUGAGACCUAAAAAAGUUUAAAGAUUUCUCGCUCGCAUGUUGCGGCGUUCACCAGCACGCACUUCAAACAAUGUAAAUAGAUGAAACGAUCGAUAACAUAUUUUUUACCUGAUACCGAUGUGAGUUAAAAAUUUGCUCCAGUUCUGUUUGUCUCACCCAAGACUAACUUUUCUUCAUGGAAACUAUGCCGCUUUAUAACUCUUCCGAGGUGCCAGCUAGACAAUAUGGAAACACUAUUCACAGUGACUCCUUGGAUAUUAAAAAGACUGAACGUGACGCACUAUUAUGCCUUUGUUUACUUCUGAUCACAUCUUCAAGCGAAGUCUCUCUUUUCAAGCGAUUCAUCUCAAUGCAAAAUAAUUGACCCUUAUAUUAGUUAAAAUCCUAUGGUUCAUUUAUAUUAAUGCUGUUUUUGCCCCUCACAUUGACUGUGUUCGUUCGUAUUCAAAACACCUUUACGAAAAUAAAGGCCGUAUAAGUCAUGUGUGUUAUGUUUCGAGAUAAAUGGAUUAUACGCUUUUUUAAGUUUCCAUUUUGCGGUGACUUCAGUUUACAUCUCCAUAAAAUGGUAAAAGAAAUAUCAAGAAACAUCACGAGAGCUGAAAAUUUUCAAAGGCAUGUUUCUGAAACUCGCUAAUGCGGACAUCAAUAUAGCGUGCUUGCUGAAUGGGCGAAAACACAGAAUUGUGAUCACAAGAUCUUGUACAAAUUUAAUGACAAAAGCUUAGCAAGAUACAGAUACAAACAAAAGCAAACCCCCUGAAACCUCGACGUGGGCUACACUUGUAUGCUCUACUCAGUCACCAAACCUUGUCAGUAAUAGCUCCUAUUUUCCUCAAGUCGCUCUCUGUGAAGCUCCUGGAUGGGAUGUCCCGAAGAAGCUUUAAACUUGUGUGCGAAAUUCUCAGAGUUCCUAUUUUUGUCCGUGUCUUCUUUAUCCUCAGUAUCCGAAAUUUAGAUCUCCAAAGUGUCGUGUGUUGCGUUAAAUAGAAGGAAAUAUUUAAAGGAAAAAGCCAGUCUUCUAACAUGGCAAAGUUGUCACGUCCCUCGCUUAUGGACGUGCCUCACAUCAGGAUUAAUCUUCCAUUGAUCGGCAACUGAGUUGUUCGCUUUACUGACUAUGACGGCUUACAAUCAAGUCUUCAGCCAUAGUGUCGUCAACUGGUGAAAUACUUUGCUCAUAAAUUGUGCUUCUUAAUUGCUCAUGUACUACAUCGAUCGAUAGUUCACGAAGCAGCCACGGCGUUCCAAACCUGACGCUCACAGUCAUCUUUUCAGUCUUUUAGUGUGAACCUACCGUGAACGGCGUAUCGGUUUGAAUGCAACGCGAGCAGUUCUCUGAGUUUCCCAGCGCCAACACCAUCUAACUGACUUAAACUCGAACAAUAAAAAAAUUAUAGAGUUACUUCCAUGGUCAAAUAGCUUCGAGCAACGCAAAUAGCCUUCUUCAGGUUCGCAACGCCUUGUGGGUUUUUCAAGGGGAGCGCAGACAAGGUACAAAAAGUAUCCGUGCAAGGGUCCAUGCAAGAGAAAACCCUAUGAAACCAUUUGUGAGAACAUCGUUUCUACGUACCAGACCCUCGUGUUUUCCCUCCCCCGGAUGACCACUUUGUGACACCGACGACCGAAAACCCAUUUUAUGACUGGGCUUGCCAUGCAGCCCAGUAACAAGACUAAGCUUCUAUGCUAUGACGUGGAAAUUGGGUAGAACUGAAACUGGGUAGAAUUAAUCUUUUGCACAUAUUGUAUAAUGCACCUAUCAAUGUUAAGCCGGCGGAGGGGGGUGCAGGGCAUGGGGUGGGGAUUUGACAUUUUUCAAAAAUUUGCCGUCAAAUUCCCUGCCCACGGGCAAAUCAUUCCAGUCAAAUGCAACCAAAUUCCCCCACCCCGGGCUGCACAUGUCAAAUAUCUCAAGGCUGGACCCAGGAAAGGUACAAUAAAAAUAUCUCCAAACAAAACUCUGCAGUCUUAAUUUAUAAACGUUGCUGCAUCACCAAAGAUACAUGUUCCUGUUACAUCGAUCUGCAAUUGUAUGUUUUAACCAAUCAAUCCGUGUUACACUGCGUAGAAUACAGAAACCUUCACGAGAAAGUCCACAUUUUGUAAGUUUAAAUAUUACCGUUCCUAGUAAAGGGUACAAAGAAAGUCAGUUUUAUAAGCUUACAGUGAUUGUAGCGAAUGAGCCAUACACUGAUCAACUCUACUUGCAAAAAUCGACUUCGUUUCUCUUUACUUCGUUUACUUUGAUACCCCAGUAUCUUAAAAGGUUCAAUUGAUCAAAAACACGCUAAAACAAACAAACUUUGAAGACAAAACAGCGAAAUCCACUCACCUUUCGUUUGUUCUCGUUGGCCUCCACUGGCCUCCAUGAUUUCAAGAUCUUUCCAGACCGUAAGGGGCAUGCGUGAAGCCUGGAAGCGGGAGACAUAUGUUCACCGGCGAAAAAUGUCUGAUUGGUCGACGGGCGACCACGUGACUUUGCCAAAUUCAAAAUGGCGGCAAUACCUCCAUCGUUUGUAAGAAGAUUAAUUGCAGCUUAAAAUGGGUUGCAAAUGCAUAUAUCGAUAUUUUUAGAAUAGCCUAGACUUUUUAUUAUCCUUUUUCACCUAUUCCUAUGGGAUCCGUUCCCUGCGAUGCUCGCGUUUUGGCCGGUUUACAGGAUUCAACUUUGGACUUGUUUAAGCGAUCACUCUUCACGAUCACGAAGGACAACAAUAUUUCUGAUAAAAGCCGGAUCACUAGAAGGAACUCCCUUUGUUCACAGCUCAAUGCAGCGGAGAAAUAAGACACUAUGGGUCCUUUGAAAUUGCUCAGACACCUGGAAGUUAUUUUAUAAUUUUUUUUUUUACCGAAAAGAUAAAGCAAACUUAUGUUUUCUCCAGCAAGACUUUCUAAUUUAUAAAAAAAAAAAAGCUUGAACAUAAGCUAAAUGAGCUGUAGUGUCUGCCUUGUUCUUUUCAUUGUGAACGGGUGCAAUUUUAAUAUCAAAACUUUAAAGCCGUCUGUGACCGAGCAAGGUUUUUUUUCUUUUUUCUUUUCAAUGGUUACUGUACUUGAUCUGAAUAAGAUAAUGAAUUUUUUAAAAUUAGGGGAAUACUAUAUUUGAAAGAAGAGAACUUUGAUUUAAGUGUUAGUUAGAAACAAUACUGAUUAUAUAUAUUUUUUUUUUAGUACAUAAAGGCUAAAAAAGUGAUGCAUAUAGUCUAAAGUGCUACAAAGGAGAAAAAACCCAGAUCUUUCCAUUAAUAAAUUUUAUUGACAAUGUCAGGGACAUAAGCUUUCCUUGAGUACACAUUUGUUCGUCAAAAAAAUCUUGUUUGUCAGGCUGCACUUUGUUUGAUUCAGGAUCAAUCAAUCUUUUCUGAAGAGAAAUGAAAAGUAAAGUAUGUUAACAUGUCAGAUACUUCAACACUGUCUUAGCAAACAACUAAGAAGAAACUGAACUUCAUAUCAAAAAAACGAAGUGAAAAAUACUUCAUGGUGAAACGAAAACCCCUUCAAAUAUAUAUCACAUUAAAUUCAUGCAAAAUGGAGACCUGAUGAGAAGUUUGUAGGAAUAGAAACAAACAAUAAUAACGAUGAAACUAUGAAGGUAAAGCAUUACAGUACAGUAAUUUUAACUAUGAGCGUUUUGAUCAUUCUUAGUGUACUGAUGUAUUAGCUAAAUAUGUACACUACAAAAAAAAACAGUCAGUAUUAAAACUAUAUUUCAACAAAGCAUUUUGGAAAGUAUUCUUAGAGUUGCUGUUUCUGGGGAAUAGUGCAGGGCUGUCAACAAAGGCAGGUAGCCAGCCAAAACCGCUGGCUAGUUAGCCAUCCUUCACUGGCUACUUUCAUCUCCUCCUACCACAGGAUCUAACAAAAAAUAAGUACCAUCGAAUAAAAUUGCAAAGCAUCUGUUUCCCAGGUUUGAAUCACAUUGAAUGCAUAUUUAAACAGUAAUUAGAUCUGUGAAACAUUAGAACGGUGCAAUGUCGUGGAAGGUCUCGGACAUAACUGAGACUCUAACAAAUGCCUUUGGUGCGAGUUCCAAAGCCGCCUACUAUUAUUUUAUUAUGAGCCUGCUACUUAAAAACUUUUUGACAGCCCUGAUAUUGCACAGUAAAUAAACACUGUUGGAUAUACGCACGCAAGCGGUCCAUGACCAUCAUUUAUGCUACCUAUCCCUUAAUCAAAAAACCUACAAAUCGCCUUUUGCCGACGUUUUCACCUGAUUUGACAUUAGAUUUAGAUUUGGUUGUUUUAUGCUGAAAAGCUUGGUAUUUUGAUUACAGCUACAGUUUACAUUGUAGAGCAGUCCCCUUUUGCUAUGGCCCAAAGACUGGACACAGUGAACUCGAAUGCUGUAUUAGCCAAUGAAAUAAUUCUAAGAUGCAUUUAUGCUGUAGUAACUAAUAACAUAAGAUGUAAUAACCUGUGGUGUGUUCCUGUUUCUUUAUGAUUCGUUUUACAAGGGAUUUGAAUCAGAGAUGGUUAACAUUGCCAGUAUCAAAUGCCUGCUUGUCAAGCGAGUCGGAUGCGACGGUUACACCUCAAGAUAACUAUCUUUUAAGCUAAUACAUUGUUACUACAUGUACAUGUAAAUUAUUAUGAAAUAAUGAUUUUAUUAGCUAAUACAGCGUUUGGGUUCUCUGUGGACAAAGGAAACUGUCUGUAAUAAUGAGCUGUCCAUAAAGUGGUGCUUAAUUUCAUUUGCCAGCAGUUCUUCUUAUCUUAAUAUUCCAGAUGGUAUAUGAAACAACUUAUUAUUUGAAACUGGCUACAGUGUUGAUGGGAUGCUACAGUGUACAAUAAUACUUUGAAGGGUCUGCACUCUUAUCAAUCAUAGUCAAUGCCUCCUGUGAGCCAGCUCAUGGAUGAAUUUGAUACAUGUACAAAAGGAAAUCCAACAGUCAACAAUCAGAAAGAUGUAAUACUAUGUGACCUCAUGAUGGAACUUAACGAAAGGAAAUGUAUAUAUUUUUUUAAGUUACAUGUAUUGUCUUACCCUUUUUUAAGUUAUGUAAAUAGGUCUUCUGUUGAAGAAAAUGAAACGAUGUCAAAAUGUUUUGCUGUGCAUGCAUAAAUCAUGCAAGCAUGAAAUUGACAAAGGUUUGGAAUUGAAAACUGGACAAGUUUGUACUUGAUGUACCAAAUUUCUCAUCGGCUGAAACUAAGAGAGAAACAUUCCACUCAAAACUUUCACCAAAAUGUUUUUUGAUCUCUUACUAUGGCAAGAAAACCACAACUCUAUCACUGUCAAAAAAACAGCCAUUACUUUUUUCAUCUCAACCGGCAUUUUUGCCUCAGAGCCAAUGACAUUGCCCGAAAUAGAUCACGUGUCGUUUUAAGUAGAGCAUGCGCAGACAUUUUUCGCCGGUGAAGAGACAUAUGUUCGGUCACAGACUCUUUCGUCCGAGUCAGCAGUCGAAUAUCCCCACAUCGGACGAGGAAAGAUUCAAAUAUCCCCUCCCCUUGGAGAACAAGAUCAGUCAAAUGCCCCACCCCAGGGCCGACAAAGACAAUCAAAUCCCCACCCCAUGCCCUGCCUUCUCUCCCCCCCCUCCUUCGCCGGCUUUACAUUGAUAGGUGCAUAAAGGAACAGGGGAGCAGUAGUCAUAGAUAACCGUAUUCACAAGUGUGAAGACUGAAAUCUUAGAGCCGUAACCACUGGCUAUUCUGUACACUGUUUUACUACAAAGUGAUGUGAAGGUUAUCAAGUGCUGUUGUUGUUUUUUUUUGGUUUAUAGGGCAACGAAACAAGCACCAAUCCUAUUGCGAGCAUUUUUGCGUGGACUCAAGGUCUUCGUCACAGAGCAAGACUUGACAAGAAUGCCGAACUUAAAGCGUAUGUAUUGGUCUCAGCGUUAGUAAUCCAUAUGGUUUUAGUUCAGCAAGUACAAUACCCAGCAAAUCGUUCAAGUUCCAGUGUGUGGGAGAUUUUUUUUUCUCUUUUAGAAUGUCGUCCAUCGUACUUAAGAUUUAACAGCCACUACUUAAGAAAGGGAACGCUUUUUACCUCGUGAAUACCCGAUUUCACGACUAAUCAUAACUAUAACAAAAUUCUCAGAUCUGAUUGGCUAUCAACUGCCCUGAGGACAGUACGCGCCAUCACGCGCGCGCUUAAAUGGCUUUUUUUCACUGCUCGCAAAAAAAAUUGGCAUUUCUUCUGUUUUGAUUUAAAAAAGAGCCUUCCAUAUCACAAAUUUUGUUAAAGGUAUGAUUAAUUUGGUAACAGAACUUCGUGUCGUCCAAUUCGGUCUGUAAUCAUACUCGUGAUUAAACUAAUCGGACUCCCGCUACUCGCAUGAUUAGGUCUGUUAUACUACUACAUGAGAAAUUUCUGCAAUUUGAUUUUUCUUAGAGCAGUGGUAUUUCAGCUUAAUUUGAAAUACCUACAUGUGAAAAUUACAAACCCUUUGCGGGUAGUAGUAUAAAGAAAUAAUGGCAUGAUUUGUAAAUGAUAUUUGGCAUAAAUACCACUCAUGAUGUUUCAAAAUUGUAUCAAAUUUCACUCGCCUAACGGCUCGUGAAAUUAUGUAUAACAAUCAAUAUAACAAAUAUCAAUCGCGGUAUUUAAGCCAAAUAUCACUACAAAUCGUACUAUUACCUAUACGAAUUGGACUCCACUCGGUUCUGUUACCAUUACUUUUCGCUGUGGGAUGAGAUAUGCAAGUGAGUCACUAACUCAGGUUCGUAGGCCGGGAGCGGCUCGCUACGAAGUCCCCCGAUAUGAAAACGACAGGUCGUCGUUGUAGCCGAAGUGUACUUUGGGCAACUCCCGGCUGACGUCACCUCGCGAGAGAACCCUGGGAACGAGUUUGUCACGCUCACGUUCCGACUGUCACAUCCGCUGCAGAAGCGUCAACACUCGCUGUCCGGUCUAUCGGUUCUUUAGGUCGUGUAUACACCUAUUUCAAUUAAGGUUGCUCCUGUGAACCUUGUUUCAUAGCCUGCAGUGCACUAUGGUAAACCUUUUUGUAGCGGGAAGUUUAGUCUUGUUCCCGUUCAUUGAAAUAAUAGACCAAUAGCCCCUAUGCAUGAUUACGUCAGACGAGUAAAUUUCACCAACAAGCCUCGUUUGUGAACAAAAUUUUUUGCAUUUGCACUUUUUGUGCGUGGGUAUUCUUUUCAACUCUACUGCCUUGGGAAUUCAUUUCUGUGAAACUUCGCUUUUUUUUAAUUUCAAAACGAGGCUUGGUGGUGAAAUUUGCUUGUGUGACGUAAACAUGCAUAAGGGCUAUUGUGAAAAGGCGUUCAAGAGAGCUUUCAAGUCAAAUGGCUGCUAAAAUUCUUAAGCAUGAACGAGCCGAAAAAUUUCAUUUUUAAAAUCUCAUAGUAAAAAUUAGAAGCCUCUUCUUUUAACAACAUUAAAUGAAUAGGCCCGCCUGAUUAAGCUGCGUUUUUACAUGGGCCAGAAUGCUGGUUAUUUCAAUAAAGCAAAUCAACGCUAUUCUUUUUUUAUUAUUCAGUUUUAAAAAAAUAGCCUCAAAUUUAGUUGAACACGUAAUGUUAAACUAUUUCUUGUUGUUCAACAAACGCCUUGAAUUUGAUACUUUUAAACUCCACCCAAAAUUCCCAAGUGCACGAGCCAAGCAAACUCGUUGAAAAUUUGCAGCAUUUGCAUAUUACCUAACCUCAAAUCACUGUCUUGAAUUAAAAGCCCAGGAUUCAGUGUUUUGAAAUACAUUGUCUUAACGUUCUGCUGACCUAGCAUAGAAGUGUCAGCAGCGUUUGCUUUCUUGGUUUCUAGGCUCGUUCACUAGACUUGCUACAAUAAUGCACCGCGGGCUAUGAAACAUGGAUCAUGCAUAAUUCUUGUCUGAAGCAACCUUAAUUGAAAUAGGUGUAUACAUUGGACACUUCAAUUAGGAUUUCGCCGCAGAAAAGUACGCUCGUAUUCAAUAACCUUCAAUUUGGCCCGCGCCUUCCUAUUGGUUUACUCAAAAGAAUCACAUCGUUAUCUCGAAUAUUUAUCGAUAAUCUUUCCCGCUUAAAGUGAAUCGCAUCCUUUCAUAGCCAGAAAUCUUGGAAAUUUAUCAAGGCGUUAAAAUAUACCCAUGUACAACCUUCUGUAUGUUCCUCCAAUUGUUUUCAUUAUAAAAAAUGCAGCACAAAAGUCUGUUGCUUCUCGGGUAGUUCUAGUUCCCUGCUUAGCAUGCAGGUUUUUUGGGUGUUUUUCGUUUUUGGUUCGCAAAGUAGAUACAGCCGCGCAAUUUUAGUAGUUUUCGUUGUAUCUUUUGACGUGCCGCGCAUCGGCAUUUUAAUUACUGAGUGAAAGUAAAAUAAAGCCUGAUCUCAGAUCAGGUUACGCAUGAAUCGAGGUCAACAAAAAAUAAGGGAGGGGGCGAGGGGAUGAAGGCAGAAAACCUUGGUUUCGGGCGCCUUUGUUUAUUGUUUAUUGUUUUGUUUGCCAAAAAUUAAACAAAUCAAAUAAAAUCUAAUUACCUUAACUCUCAUGGCGAGGAAGCCCAAGAGAAGCCACCGGGCUUAUAAGGAAUGGGCUCCCUCAGUUAGAUAAUUAGAACAAAAUAUUAUCAUAAUUACAUACGGGAAAAUCAAUGGCAGAGCUACAGUAAAUCUUAAAAUAAGUAUAUUAGAUAGUCGUACUAAUCAUAGUUCUAGGCUAAAAAAAGCGAAAUGACAAAAAGAAAAAAACAAAACAAAACAAAAGAAAAUAAAAUAAAAGAGCAAAGGAAGAAAAAAAAAUACAUAUACAUAUAUAUAUAUAAAAAUUACUAUUUAUGAUAAGAGGAAUGCUUUCAGCUUACAGCAAAAGGAAGCGGUACUUGUUGCAUUUCGAAUUUCAAAACUAAGAGAGUUAAAAAAUUUAGGACCUUGGAAACUGAUGGAGAACUUUCUUAUAUUAGUCCUGCAUUGUGGUAAAUAAAAAUGCUCCGAACUGCUGAACAUCAAGCAUUUGCUUCAGUGUAGCAAUGGAGACUAAUUCUCCUUCAUCUUUAAGAGUUUCCAAGUUCAAUUCGUCCGCUGAAGCAUCAGACGAUUGAUGUUUCUUUGGUUUCCCCAUGAAAAUAAUUCCUCUGUAAAUGUUUAAACUAAGACAAAAUGCUAAUAGAAAUGUUUAAGCUAAGACAAAAAUCCAGUAAAAGAAAUGCAAAGAGAAAAACAUUACAAAUUGACGCAGCCUGUAUAUCUUACUUUACGAAUACAAACGAAAAAGCCGCCAAAAAACAGAGUAUAAUACUAAAAAGGAGUAUUGUACAGCCCCCGAAAUGAUCCCCAACCCUGAAAUGAUCCCCAUUUCUCUUCCCUAUUUAAUUUUAGCAAUGGAAUGAUAUCCUAGAACUAUGGAUCGUGCAAAAUGCACAACAUUAUAACUUAAGCUUCACUAAUGAUCUUCAGUUGCCCACGUGACAUUAAUUUGGGCUUACCCUUUGAACUGGAUUAAACGAAAAUAUUAUUUUUAAAAAAAUACACAAAGUCUAGUUAUUUUUAGUAACUGCAACUGAUAACAUCAAGAAACAUAACAUUUUUUGAAAUUAUUACUUAGGUCAUUAUAGCCCGGGUUAUAGAGAAAACUGCAUAGAUGUUAAAUUCUAAUAGUGAUGUUAAAACAGCAUGCCUUGCAUCACUUGUGAAAACUUUUAAUGUUAUCUAUUUGAUUCAAUGUCGCCUGUGUAAUCUACAAUAUAUUGGAGAAACUAAACGUCGCCUCAAAGACCGUUUUAAUGAACACUUAUACUCAACCUUACUGGCAAUUACAUCCAUACUGCAGCCUCAGAACACUUUCUAACCAGUAAUCAUUCCGACAAUCGUAUGCUUUUGCUUCCUAUUGAAAAACUUAAAAAUGGGCGUAAUUCUUUCAGGAAAGCACGUGAAGCCCACCUUAUCCAUAAAGCUAAGACAAUUGAGCCUCUGGGCAUCAAUAAACGUGAUGAACUGUCACUAUAUACAGUAUAUCUUUUAUUUUUUGUUAUCUUGUCUUUUUAAAGUAGCCACAUCAUACCACGUCAUAUUAUGUAAUUUCCGGUCAUUAUUUUACUUCAUAUAUAAAUCUGUAAUUCGUGAUAUCUCAAUAAACCUGAUGAAGACUGGUAUUGGCCAGUCGAAAUAUCGCAACUAAACUCUAUUUCACGUUGUUUGAUCAGUCCCUGCAAAAGUCUUCUUGACUGUCACGCUUUCAAUGCCUUGGAUAUUGAAUUUUAAAAAUGGUGUUUUAACACUUUUUAAAAUUUUAAAAUAAUGUUGAAGAUGCAAACGUUUACAUAAAGGCGAUUAGAUGACAAAAGCGCUAAAAAAUCACAUAAACUGUAGCGAAAUGUUAAACGCAAUUUAAGAACGUAAACGCUGCAACAGAUUUGCAAUAAUUCCGUGACGGAAUACCAUUCCAUUCCAAGAAUUAAUUGGGGAUCAUUUUUCGGGGUCGACGUGAAGAGAAAUGGGGAUCAUUUCGGGGUCGAUUUGGGGAUCAUUUCAGGGUUGGGGAUCAUUUCGGGGUCGGGAUCAUUUCGGGGGCUGUACAGUGUCCAAAAAUAUCGUAGCUGGAUUACAAAGGCUGAACUCCGCAGUGGCUUUUUUCAGAAAAUGAAGUCGUGAAUACGCGCGCGAAGGGUGUUUUGACAGGCACAUGAUCAAUCAAAUACUAUAUUUUAUCGCAUGAAUAUUUGUUUUAAAACAAUGCAUUCACGAGUUGCCCCCAGUUUUUACUUUGGUUGGCUGAAAACAUUGUUUUGAUCGACAAUGUCGAACUACCAUUUUGGAGGCUGGUUGGAUACAUUGCAAGACGCAACCUGUAGUACAGUCAAGAACUAAGCAAUGUCACUUUUUUUAGAUUUUGCAAAGCUUUGGAGAAGGCAUGUGUGGCAACCGUGGAUUCUGGUGACAUGACUAAAGAUCUUGCUGCUUGUAUUUAUGGACUUAGCAAGUACGUUUAUAUCCUCAUUUCUUAAGCAAUUCAAGUUUUGGUUGCCUAAAAACUUACCAGCCUGUGAUAAACAUGUUUUUAGUGCGUGUGUUUGAGGGAAGGAAGCGGGGAAAAUAGACGUGCCAGUUUGUAUCAAGAUAAAGCGUUCAGUUUUACAAAAUGCUUGAAGGACCUGAAGAUUUCGCUCCUAUAUAAGAGUGUGAGCAGCAUAAAUGAUCGCUUUCGCAUUAACCCUUCAGGUUAAAUAGCCCGCCUCUUUCCCGGUCAUGCUCUCUUGUCAAAUGAACCACCUGUCCACGAUUCUCAUUUUAAAAACACAUUUAUAUUUUUAUAUUUUUCAGCGUAAAGCGAGAUCAGUACUGCUCAACUGAAGAAUACUUCGAUGCUGUUGAUAAGAAACUCCUGGAGCUUUAUCAGCCCUCCUGAUAGAAUGUAACGAGUGUUGAAUUGAGAAUUAGAAUUACCGAGUGAUGCAUAUUGUUGGUUACUUGAACCAUUUGUCAAUGAGUAGUGAAAGUUCACACUAUGAAACACUGUCUUUUAGUUCUUUUCGCUCAAACCUGUAAAUGGACUGCUUUUUAUAUAGCCUGCGAACAAUGUAGGUGUAUGCAUAUAUAAUAUGCCACACGGACGUGAUCAUGGCUUCAUCCUGGAACUGAAAGACAAGUUGCCAGGACAAGUCAGUGUGCUUAGCGUGUAGUUAGGUUUUUGCAAUUAUCUUGAUCACAUUUAAUUGUUUCAGUAUUGUACUGUUACUAACAGUAAGCAGUAAAAAGUAGAGUGUGCUUUACGAACUGUUUAUCGAAAUAAAGCCAACAUCAUUUCAAACAACUGCGUGAACUUGACUGAUUUGUACAUUGGAGACUGGAGGCAG